GUGCGACCCUUGGCGGGCGGUGUUGGCGCUCUGUGCUGCUGCUGUUUCUUCUGCUGCCGCUUUCUGUCAAAUCCCGUGGUUCCGGUGUGAAAGCCGUGUUCCUUUCACCUUCCCGGUGCAAUGGCGCAGAGUACCCCGCCUGUUUUUCCAGCUGUUCAGGCCGGGCUAAGGGAGGCCUUGUUGGAGACCCUGAGUGGCAUCCUUUCUCCUGGACAUGAGGUGCGAGCGGCAGCGGAGGAACAGCUCAAAGUGUUAGAAGUGACUGAGGGUGAGUGACAGGGGGGCGGACGUGGCUGCCAGAUAAAGAACUUUUUUUGUGGGAUGCUAAUGAGUUCUAAAAUCCCAUGCGAUUUAAAGAUAGAGGAUUUCAUCCAUCAGACCCUGGAUAGAGAGCUAGGAGACCAUAGUCUUACACCCAGGGGGUAAGAGCUUCCAGUUCAUUUAAUCUAAAACCAGGGGUUUGACAUGUGCUCCACAUUUUGUGCAGGGUAUUAGCAUAGUGUCCUGUUCUUAAAUUAGGAAGUGAGUUUGGGGCUAAUUUUUAACUUUAAAUACCAGUAGCAUAAUCCUAAAAAAAUAUAUAUUUUCCCAUUGUUAACGUGUCUCUCAUCUUUUCACUGUGAUAAGCGAAGAUGGUACUUGUGUUUAACCAAUUGCAUGAGGUCAAAAAGAAUCUAAAAUGCAUGUUUCAACCAAUGGGUGUCUCUUAAAUAACAUGACCCAGCUUUGUGUACUGAUCAAAUGUACUAUGUGAUAGAACCAAUAUUAUUUUAGGUAAAUAUUUAACAUGUCCUAUGUUGAUACAUCUUUUCACGUUGUUACUUUUGUUUAUUUUGGCUAUACAUUGUUUCCACUCACUUCAACAGAGUUUGGGGUGCACUUGGCAGAGCUGACUGUGGAUCCACAGGGUGCCCUUGCCAUCCGACAGGUAGGACUUUUGACAUUAUUGCGACAACUACCAUGAAUUUAUGUGUGCCCGUAAAUCGCUGCUUCAGGGACAAAUUCAAUAAUGCUACAUAAGUGUGUAUCAUGUUUGGUCUGAGUCACUUUUAGGCUUGGUUAGAAUUUCUUGCAAAAACUAAGGAUUGCUGCAAAUACAGUAACUUAAUAUCUUGAAUCUUGAUAAAUGUUUAUUAAGUUUUAGUCAUCCUCUUAGCAUGUUUUGCACAUUUUUUUUUUUUUGGAUACCUAAAAGUGUGUUAACUCUAACCUGUGGUGUUCCUUUAACACGACUAAUCAUGGUUAAUGAUAACUGUUUUUUGUGCAAGGUGAAUAUUUGUCAUAAUACAUUUUUAAUUGAGAAUUUUAUGUCUUCCUAGCUGGCAUCUGUGGUGUUAAAGCAGUAUGUAGAAAAUCACUGGUGUGCCCAAUCAGAGAGGUUUAGAUUGCCUGAGACCACAGAAAGGGUAAGUGUCAGGGCGAGAGAAUAAUUUAUUUUAUUUACACUAAUCCAGAUGAUGCAUACGUAGGUAUAUUUAUUUUAUUACCCUUCAGGCAAAAGCUGCCAUUCGUCUACUUCUCCCCCGUGGUUUGAGGGAAUCUAUCAGUAAGGUGCGAUCAAGUGUGGCAUAUGCUGUGUCUGCCAUUGCCCACUGGGACUGGCCUGAGGCAUGGCCACAACUCUUCAGUCUGCUUAUGGAAAUGCUGGUGAGCGGGGAAGUUAACGCUGUACAUGGGGCAAUGAGAGUUUUGACAGGUAACUAUAUAUUGAUAUUCUUUUUAAUAUAUUAAAUUUGGAAACAUCCAUUAUUUGUAGUCUUUAAAAGAAAAAUCAAUGCACCAUAACCACUGCAGUCUCUUGUAGUUAUGUUGCCUGGAACCUUCCCAGUAUCAUUUGUCAAAUCAUUUUUAGAAUGACACGACAACUUACCUGGGUCCCACUAGGCCCCUGUAGCCGCAUUCAAUGCUACUGCAGAACGUUAGUUAGCUUACUGAGCUAGGCAAGGCUGCCCUGCCAUGCAGCUUCUCCUGCAUGGAAAAUCCAGGUGCUAUGUACUGUGGAAUGGCACGGGGGAACUUUUGGCACCAAAACAACUACAGCAAUUGUUGUGAUUAAUGUGCUUGUAGUGUCCUAUUAAUCUAAAUAUGUCUUUUAAAAUGGUUUAACGAGGGAACAAAACCUUGAUAGUCACUUGUAACUUGUGUCAAACUUUUCCAUGUUGUGUGUUUUUUUUUUGUUUUUUUUUAUAUAUACUUGUGUGUGUAUUGAGCAAAUAUGAGGUCUUGUCAGCCAUACAUUUUUCUGAAAUCAAUUAAAUGCCUACCAUUAAGCAGAUCAAUAAAAUUGUUGACCACAUGACAUACUUGAAAAAUUGCAAAAUGUACCUUGAUGUCAUUGAAUCUUAUGUUAUCUAAUCCUGGCCUUUUGUAGAGUACUCUCUCCCUGCGCAGUGUAAUAUAAAUAUUGGUACACUCAUGACCCUCCACUUGGGGACGAACACAAAAUAGCUAAAGGAAACAGACUUUUGUAUCAGUCAGGCAGAAUGCCCCAUUGACUCCUUACCUCUGUGGUCUUCCAGUCACUGCCUUUAUGAGAGCUAGAGUGUUCCGUUAAAUAUGGAACUAAAAAAUAAUCACUUAUCAUGAUAUUCAAGACUUGUUGACAUAUGUGAAAAGAUUGUAGCUCUGAGAAAUUACAUUUAUUUUGCAUUUAUUCUUUUUUCUGUAGAAUUUACAAGAGAAGUAACAGACACACAAAUGCCUCUGGUUGCUCCCGUAAUUCUUCCAGAGAUGUACAAGAUAUUUACUAUGAGUGAGGUAUGUAACAUGAUAUGAUUGGCAGUUGCAAUGUCUCUAAAUUAUAGUUUGUGGCUAUAAAUGACAAAUCUGAUAGCUGUAUUAGCCUGUCCCAGUUCAGAAUCUCAGGCAUUUAAAUACUGGAUCUUAAGCUGCUAACUGGACACUACUCAUAAGUAUUUGCCAGUGGAGGGGUUGGGGGGGGGGGGAGUUAAACAUGUAUAAACAAUGCAUGGGUAUUGUACUAAAACUGACAUUUAGAUUUGUCUUAUUCUGUGUUGGACUGAAUUGGAAAUAAUUCGUAUUUGUAGUUUUUGAUUGAUAUGUUGAUAUUUUGUUUUGGGGGUUGAUUUUAUCAGUAGUUGCAUUCUGAAGCCACAGCUAUAGUGUUCAUGGGGGCUCCAGGACCAGAGCUACUACCAAUACUACAGCUUCUCUUAAGACUUUUUAAAAGUAAGCAAACAAAAGGGGUCUCCCUAUUAAAUAAAAUAAUGGGGAAGGAAGGGAAUUGUCACUUUAAAAAAAAUUUGCCCUGUAGAUGAGGGAGGGAACUUGCUACUGGCAAGUGAAAAUUCAGCUCUGUAAGCUUUAAAUAAGAGAGAGCAAGGCCCUGGCAGUUUGAUUCUUUGUGGAGGCUGUUGAUAUAUGGCAAUCAGCCCUCACCUGUAGCAAUGGAGUACUAAAGACUAAUGAAAAGCUUACUUCCCUCCUGGACAGGCUGUAACAAAUAGGAAAUCACUGGCAAGUUAUUUUCUUCUACCUUCAAGCCAGUCACUGAACUGUUUCACUUCUACAUUAUUGCAAAAUUCAGAUGAUCUUAUAAAAUCGUUUUUUUUUUUUGUUUUUUUUUCUCUUCUUUCCAUAUUUAGGUCUAUGGGAUUCGAACUCGUGCACGUGCUGUGGAAAUUUUUACAACUUGUGCGCAUAUGGUAUGCACCAUGGAGGAAAUAGAGAAGGUCAGUAAACAUGUGAAAGCAUUACCUUUUAUUUACGUGUCUGUGUGUAGGUAUAAUUCAAGAAGCAUGAAUAUUUAAAAGAAUACUUAAAGCACCAUAAUCACUACACUGUGCUUGUGUAGUGAUUAUGGUGCCUUGGUUCCCCUUCGUGUAAGCAGUCACAGUUUUAUUGAACGGUUUGGACAGGUGCCCCUGUCUGCUCCUCUGAAGCCUCCGUAGACCUGGAAGCACUCUGCCUAACCUAAGUCUGGUGGUGUAGGGCUUAGAUCACUGACUGAGACCGACCAGCUGUCGCUCUCAGCCAGUGAUCUGGUCCUGCAAUGCAGGGGUUUUGCUCAGGAGAGCUAACGGAAGCUCCUAGUCAGAGCUUCUGGCUCUCCUGAAGCAUGCAGAAAGGUGGUUAGUGGUGCUCAGCAGAUCCAGGUAACAAGUCAAACGAAUGGUCCAGCACCCUCCAAACAUAAUCUAGUGUUGUUUUUAUUUAGUGCGUAGUGGAAACACAAACCACAGUGCUUCAGCUCACACAUGAGCCCUUUUUAAGUUCUAUAACCUAUUGACUACUUACAUUGUGGGGUGUGGGUGCAAGGAGGAUGCUGUAGUGUACAAAUCCCAUGAUUAUCAGCCUAUCUAUUUAAUUCAUAGAAUCAUUGGAGUUGUAGUUCAGCAACAUCUGGAGGGCCAGAGUUUGGAGAAGCCUGCUGUAGUAGUUAUAGUGCUUUAAAUCUUGCUUAAGCUUAAUAUGAAAAACAUGAGGAGUAUGAUAUUUUUUACACUUAUACAUAGAAUAUGUAUUCUUUUAAUGGUGUGUACAACCAUUUAUAACUUACCCAAAGAAUAUCCAAACCACUAUUAUUUUUGUGUUUGUGAAAUACAAAUCUAUAUAGAGAGAGAUACAAUAAAACUAAUUAUAAAAGUUUUGAACACUAAUAUUUCAUGGUGUAAUCAUAAUGCAGUCAUCGUGGUCCUUGGAGAAGACUUUUAAGACGCGAUCCAACUGGAGACUUAAUGAUAAAAAAAACGAAAUCUAGAGAUAAUUAAAGAAACCACUGUGAUUUAUUUAUUUUUCCUCUGAGGAGAUUUCUUCCCCAAUUAUCUGGUGCAUACAAAUGUACAGUUAGAGGCAUUUUUGAUCAAACUUGGUGCCCAAGAAAAAAGGCUCAGAGGGGCAAGCUUAGCUGAAUUAUACAUACAACUAGAUGAGCUGGAAGUCAAAAAUAAGAGCGGACCCACAAAGGAAAAAAGCGAUAUCAGAUUAAUAAACUACUGAUUCAGAAAGCCAAUAACACCCUAGACUCUAGGGCCUAGAGAAUCUCAAAAGAAAGUGGUACUACAGAAGGAAAAAAGCUGACAAAUUAAUGACAAUAGAUUGAAAAAUGAAAGAGCAAGUAAAAUAGUCUCAAAAAUUACUUAGUCCUGAAAAAAUUAGUAAAGCUUUUCGAGAAUUCUACUCUGGUUUGUACAAUCUGCUGAGGAUCCUCUGCGAAUGUCAAAUAUUUUUUCUUAAAUAUAAUCUUCCAAAAAUUUCUAAAUAAUACUUAUCUAAUUUAAACACACCUAUUUCAGAGAACGAAAUAGAAAAUGCUAUAAAGAAAAGUAAUUAAUUCAAAUAAAGCACCUGGUCUAGAUGGAUAUGACAACAUUUAUUUCACUCAGAGAUAAGCUUAACCCCUUCCCGACUGGUGACGUACCAGGUACGUCCUCCAAACAACGGUCUGUAAUGACUGCGGACGUACCUGGUACGUCAUUUAGUAAAUCUCCACUUACCUGACCGCUUGCCAUCCCCCGCCGGCGAUUGUGAUCAUGGGGUCUACCUUGGAGCUCAGGCAGACCCCCCACUGCCCAAUCCGGCCCUCCCGCCCAUGUGAUCACGGGGCUGACUUGUGCAGUGCCUGCGGGGGGGCCUGUCUGAUCUCUCAGGCAGUCCUCCUUGUACCUGAAAAAGUUUCAAACGUUAAAGUUAAAUAAAAGGUUUUAAAGUCUAUGGAGCUGCCAACAGGGGUACUGUCUGAGCUGUCAGGCAGUCCCCCAGGCUGCUAAAAAGUUUUUAAAAAAUAAAUAUAUUCAACAUAAUGCUAAUUAAAGCAUUUUAUAAUAUAUUAUGCAUAUAUAUGAUUUCAUUCUAAGUGUACUUUGAGAUAGAUAGAUAGAGAGAGAGAUAUAUAUAUAUAUAUAUAUAUACACACACAUAUCAAAAUACUCUGAUAAUGAAAUCUUAUAUAUGUAUAAUCUAAAAUGCUUCAAUUAUUUUAUAAUAUACAUAAAUAGGAAAUAAGUGUGUGUGUGUGUGUGUGUGUAUAUCUAAUUUAAAUUGAUUUUCUGAGUGGUAUGUUAAUUCCUCAUUAUCGGGGCCAGAGGCUUGGGAGUUUGAGGGUUCUGCGCAGUAUCUUAGCUGUUCCUAGAACUGCACUCUUAUGGACAGCGAUCUCAGAUGUCCCACCUGGAAUCUGUUGAAGCCACUCCCCCAACUUGGGAGUCACAGCCCCGUGUGCUCCUAUCACAACUAGUACUACUACUGCCUUCACUUUCCACAUCCUUUCUAGUGCUUCUUUCAGUCCUUGGUAUUUGUCCACCUUCUCAUGUUCCUUCUUCCUAAAGUUCUAGUUACUGGGUAUUGCCACAUCCACCACGACUGCAGUCUUUCGUUCCUUGUCUACCACCACGAUAUCUGGUUGGUUGGCCAGCAUUUGCUUGUCUGUCUGGAUCUUGAAGUCCCACAGGAUCUUAGCCCUGUCAUUCUCAACUACCCUUUGUGGGAUCUCCCAUCUGGACUAAGGCAGGUCCAAUCCAUAUUCUGUGCAGAUGUUUCGGUACACAAUCCCAGCAACUUGGUUGUGUCUCUCUGUGUAUGCUGUUCCUGCUAACAACUUGCAUCCGGCUACUAGGUGCUGUACUAUAUCAGAGGCCUCUUUGCACAGUCUGCACCUUGGGUCUUGCCUGGUUUGGAAGACUCCAGCUUCUAUUGAUCUGGUGCUGAGUGCCUGCUCCUGUGCUGCUAGGAUUAGUGCCUCAGUGCUGUCUUUCAGUCCUGCCUUUUCCAACCACUGGUAGGAUUUUGUCAUGUGAGCCACAUCCACUAUCUGCUGGUGGUACACCCUAUGGAGAGGGUUGUCUUGCCAAGGAACCUCCUCUUUUUCUGCAUCCUCUAUCUGUUGAAGUCUCAGGCAUUCCCUUAGCAGUUCAUCUUUGGGAGCUCCCUUUGUGAUGUACUUGUGGAUGCUCUGUGUUUCAUCCAGGACUGUGGCCUUGACACUCAUCAUGCCUUGACCUCCUUCCUUGCGGCAGGUGUACAGUUCCUGGGUGCUGGAUUUCGGGUGGAAUCCUCUAUUCAUAGGGAGUAGUUUCCUGGUCUUGACAUCCAUGGUGACCAGUUCUUCUUCUCUUGGCCAGGUUAUUAUUCCAGCUGAUGACCGGUAGGGCAUAUGUGUUGAUGGCUUGCCAUUGAACUGGGACCUAAGGACCUGUCUGACUCUUUGGAGGUAUUUGGAUUUUGCUAUUCUCCUUGCCUCUUCCUCAUGGUUGCCAUGCGUUUGUGGUACCCCCAGGUACUUGUAGCUGUUCUCUACAUCUUCUAUGCAUUAUAUAUAUAUAUAUAUAUAUAUAUAUAUAUAUAUAUAUAUAUAUAUAUAUAUAUAUAUAUAUAUACACACACUCUGCAUUAUAUAUACACACACUACACACACUCUGCAUUAUAUACACACACACUACACACACACACACACUACACACACUCUGCAUUAUAUACACACACACACUACACACACUCUGCAUUAUAUAUACACACACAGCUCCCCUGUCUAAACAAAUUGCAUCCACUACAUGUGGCAUGUAUAUUUUGUGCAUUUAUAUUUUAGAAGUUAUUUUUUCAAAAUGGUAAAUGUACAGGUUAUCGGCUAUCUGCCUGAAAGUUCAGAGUAUCUGCUCUAAAAAAACAAUAUCGGUCGAUCCCUAGUUUAAAACAGUAAAACUUAUCACGACGAUGAAAUCGCCAGUAAAGUGCAGUUUUUGUGUAAAAAAAAAAAAUUAAAAAAUGCAAAAACCAAAUAUGAACGAUAACUUUGGCCAGCGUUUGUGUGGCUACUACAAAAGAAUGGACAUACUCCAUUUUGAAUACCCUAGAUUGUGUACUUUUUAAAAUGGUAUGUCAUGGUGGGGUUAACUUGGCAAAUGGCAAUUUACAAAAACAGAAAUUGGCAUAUGUUAUUUUUGACCAGGUAACUUUCCAAAUACCAUAAAACCUGUACUUUGAAGAGGGACUGUUGUACUCGUGAGACAUUUUACACAAAUGAGUAUUUUAGAGCAGUAAAAUGUAUUAUACUGAUAUCGGUGAAAUGGCAGUUUGUGUGAAAAAUUCUAAAAACCUAAUAUAAACAAUAAUCUUGUUCAGGGUUUGUGACUACUAAAAAUGACUGGACAUACCCCAUUUUGAAUACCAUGGGUUGUCUACCUUUACAAACAGCUUGCCAUGAUGGGGUUAAUUUUCAUUCCUGGGCUGCUCUACAGUCUCAAAGGCAACAUAGGCCGUGCAAACAUGGAAAAGGGAAAGCCCUACGUUUGACCCCUGUAAGUUUGCAAAAAAACUGUAUAUUGGGGACACUGUUGUACUCAGGAGAUGUUGAACACAUAUUGGAGUGUUCUCUGUCAGUAACGCAUAACUGGAACUGAGAAUCCAUGUCUAAAGUACAAUGUGAGAGAAAAAUAACACAAAAAAAUGACUACCCAAAAAUUUGACAAAGACUGGUGGUAGAAUUAGUGCAUGGAAAGUGUUAAAAUACCACCAUUUGAAAUACCCUAGGGUGUCUACUUUUCAAAAAUAUAUGAUUUGACGGGGUUAAAUUACAUUGGCCGACCUCCAAAAAUGUCCGAAAUAGGACAUGGGUGCAUGAUGACCAGCUGUGAAAAUUAAAUAUACACUGGUUAUUCAGGGAUUCCUGACUAAAAAGAAAUGGUUUGGAAAUAGCAAAGUGCUACUUGUACUUAUUGCCUUAUAACUUUCCAAAAAAAAAGCUAAGAACAUGUUAACAUUGGGUAUUUUUAAACGCAAGACAAAAUUGUGAAACUAUUUAGCAGGGUUUUUUUUUGGGCGGUUGUAGAUGUGCAACAGAUUUGGGGGGUCAAAAUUCGAAAAAGUGAGUUUUUGUUUUUCAUCAUAUUUUAUAAAAACUUUUAUAGUAAAUUAUGAUAUGAUGAAAAUAAUGGUAUCUUUAGAAAGACCAUUUAAUGGCGAGAAACUGUAUAUAAUAUGUGUGGGUACAGUAAAUGAGUAAGAGGAAAAUUACAGCUAAACACAAACACCGCAGAAAUGUAAAAACAGCACUUGUCCUUAAAGGACCACUAUAGUGCCAAACUCGUUUUCCUGGCACUAUAGUGUUAAUAGGUCCCUCCAGCCGGGCUGAAGGGGGAGGAAGGGGUUAAAUUCUUACCUUUCUCCAGCACCGGGCUCCCUCGGCGCUCGGGACUCUCCUCCUCCUUCCCACGUCAUCGGCUGAAUGUGCAUGCGCAGCAAGAGCCACGCACGCAUUCAGUCAGUCCAUAGGAAAGCAUUCUCAAUGCUUUCCUAUGGAAGCUGGCUUCUUCUCACUGUGAAAAUCACAGUGAGAAGCGCGGAAGCGGCUCUAGCAGCUGUCAAUGAGACAGCCACUAGAGGCUGGAUUAACCCUAAUGUAAACAGAGCAGUUUCUCUGAAACUGCUAUGUUUACAGCAGGCAGGGUUAACCCUAGAUAGACCUGGCACCCAGACCACUUCAUUGAGCUGAAGUGGUCUGGGUGCCUAUAGUGUUCCUUUAAUAGGUCCUUUAUAUUUGAAGCUAAACUAUUUUUACUCCUUAUAAAUAUACUUGAUAUCUUUGACCAGUAUUCUUUUAUAGUUAUCCUAAUAUAUCUUAAUUGCAGCAAAACUAAUGAUGGCCAAAAAUUUUAAAAGUGUGGUGACACCAUGUUGGCCUCUAGUUAAAUAGCAGUUGUUAUAUCAAAUAAGGACUGAGAGGGAUAUACUUAAAUAAUCUGACAAUAACUAUGAAUAUUGGUUGGUACAAUUUGCAAAGCUAUGAGGGGAAAAUACACUCCUGACAGUGCAAUUUCUUUUUUUUCAUCUUCUAAUGUAAGAUUCGAUAUAAAUAUAUUUGAAGCCCCCCUACCCCAUUCUCCCCCCAGCGCAGAGAAACUGUUAACCCCUUAAGGACUGGACUGUUUUUGCGAUGUUGUACAUUUGUGACCAGGCAUAUUUUUACACUUUUGUGGUGUUUGUGUUUGGCUGUAAUUUUCCGCUUUCUCAUUUACUGUUCCCAUACAAAUUAUAUAUUGAUUUUUUUCAGGACAAAAGGGGCUUUCUUUACAUACCAUUAUUUUUAUAAUCUCAUGUAUUUUAAUUUAAAAAAUAUAAAAAAAUAUGAUGAAAAAUUGAAAAAAAUACAUGUUUUUUGACUUUUACUUGAAAAAUCAUUUUACUCAUCUACAAAAGCGAAUGAAAAAAACUGCUAAAUGCUAAAUUUUGUCCUGAGUUUAAAAAUACCUAGUGUUUACGUGCUUUUUUGCUUUUUUUUGCAUGUUAUAGGGCUAUAGGUACAAGUAGGAUAUUGCGGUUUCAAAACAUACAUUUUUAAAAUUUAUCAAUAGUGACAUUGUAACACUAUUAUCUGUCAUAAAUGAAUAACACCCCACAUGUACAUAUUUUUUUUUAAAGUAGACAACCCAGGGUAUUCAAUAUGGGGUAUGUCCAGUCUUUUUUAGUAGCCACUUAGUCGAAAACACUGGCCAAAGUAAGCAUUCAUAUUUGUUUGUGUGUUAAAAAAGUAAAAAAAACUAAAUUGAACGCUAAUUUUGGCCAGUGUUUGUGACCAAGUGGUUACUAAAAAAGACUGGACAUAUACCCCAUUUGCAAUACCUUGGGUUGUCUUCUUUUGCAAAUGGUAUGCCAUCAUGGGGGUAAUUCUCAUUCCUGGGCUACCAUACGCUCUCAAAGGCAACGUAACCAACCUGGCCAUUUUCAAUGUAAAAAUAUUUGACCCAUAUAUUUGACUUUGUAACUUUCAAAAAUGCUAUAAAACCUGUACAUGGGGGGUACUGUUUUACUCGGGAGACAUCGCUGAACACAAAUAUUAGUGUUUAAAAACUGGAAAACGUAUCAGAACAAUUAUAUCAUCAGUAAAAGUGCUGUUUGUGUGUGAAAAAUGCAAAAAAAGUAACUUUCACUGACAAUAUCAUCGCUGUGAUAUGUUUUACUGUUUUGAAUCACUAAUAUUUGUGUUCAGCUAAGUCUCCCGAGUAAAACAGUACCCCCCAUGUACAGGUUUUAGGGUGUCGUAGAACGUUACAGGGUAAAAUACAGUGCUAGCAAAUUAAAUUCUCUGGACUUUCGGCCUGGGUUGGCAGGCAGGUCCCUCAAAUUGCAAUCAAUAAAAUUACUUAAUUAUGUAAAAUAUUACAUAAAUACGCACGUAGAAUUUAAAUAUAUAUGCAUAUUUAUAUAUUUGAAGUCUACGUGUAUAUUUAUAUAAUUAUUUAUGUAAUUUUGUAUAUGGACAUAUGUAUAUUUCGUAUUAUAUUUAUUUAUAUAUACAUAGAUAUAUAUACAAAUUCAUUCUAAGUGUAUUUUGAUAUAAAUAUAUAUAUUAAUUUUAAAAUACAGUUAGAAUAAAAUUUCAUAUAGAUAUAUAAUUUUUUUUAAAUUUUUUAUUAUUUAAAAAUUUUUUAUUUAAUUUAAAUUACUUAUUUAUAUUUUAUUAUAUAUGUGUGUGUGUGUGUGUGUAUAUAUAUGUAUAUGUGUGUGUAUAUGUGUGUGUGUGUGUGUAUAUAUAUAUAUAUAUAUAUAUAUAUAUAUAUAUAUAUACACGUGUGUAAUUUAUAAGUGUAUUUUUAUAUUAAUAUAAGUACAUAUUAAUAUAAAAAUACACUUAGUAUGGCAAUAUAUAUAUAUAUUAUAUAGAUAUAAUAUAUGUCUAUAUAUCAUAUAUAUACACAUAUAUAAUUAUUAUAAUUUUUUUUAUUAACACUAACUUUAUUUUUUUUAUUGAUUUUACACAUGCAGGGAGACUGCCUGUCAGCGCAGGCAGACACUAGGACACCUAUUGUGACCAUGUGAUCGCUGUGUUAAGCGAUCACAUGGCCACAGGGGUCCUAAUCCAGUGUGGGGAGACUGUCUGGGCUGCAGGCAGUCUCCCCACAACCGGAGCCACGCUGAUCGCCGCCGGGGGAACGACGGCGAUCAGGUAAGUAACUCAGACCUUUAGGACGGUCCUGAACCGUCCUCGGUCGGGAAGGGGUUAAAUAUGUAAAUUGUCGAAAUGUCAUAAUGUAUAUUUAAGUAUGUAUUUUAGUUUUUUUUCUUUCUUUUUUUUUUUUCUGCUGUUAUUGUGAUUUGUUACUUUUUUUUUUUUUUUUAAUUCUUUAUUUUUGUUUCAACACCAAGUGCAGCUUAAUUACAUUUAGUGGCCCGCACAGGGGCCGUUCAUCAACAUAUAAUGCAAUUCUUUGUACAGAGAAUAGGUGAAGGUGUAUCAGGUAUACUGGUUUUAAUGUGCCGCUCGGUGGUGUUUUUCAAUUUUUUAGGGCCUUUCAGGUCCCUAUGUCAAGCAUGAACAAAAAUGAAUUCCAUACAAUGUGUUAUACGUUUAUGUAGCAUAUGAAACCAUUAACAUAGUGUGGUCCUAAGUUCCGCCCGGCAGUUUCAUCGUCAUUGUGGUUGUCAGUGUAACACUCAUAGUGGUUCUUGCUGUUGUGUUCCUUAUGUGUUCGCUAAUGCGUCUGAUUUGUUUUGUACUGUGUUAGCAGCGGACUUCUUGCAUGUCCGUCCCCUAAGGUUAUGUCCGCCUAGGUCCGAGUUGGGUGCUCCCCCAACGUGAACAGUUUCCAUGAGGCUGUUGGAGGCCCUUAUGUGGCGUUCUUCCCCCCUUUGGGGCAAUUCCCUAAGGGACUGCUAGCCCGGUCGCAUGUGUGUGGUGGUAAUUAUGCCGCCGUGAGCGUUCAUUGCGUUCGUUUUCUACGAGUGUUUUGUCCUGUUUUUGCUGCCUAACUAGGUCAUUCUGUGUGUGUCACCUGUGGUUCAAGGCAUUCGCGUUAGCCGGUGUUUAUCUGAUAUGGUGUCCCGUAUGGCUGGUGGUUUAAGAGAUGGGGAGGUCCUGGACGGGGCUGUGGGGGAGGGGUGUGUUGUUCGUCGGGGCGGGCGUAGGUCUACGGAUCUGUUACACACCUUUUUCAAGCUAUAUGGUGUCGUUAAUUAGCGUACACUUCCCAGGGUUACCUGAUUUUUAGGAAUGAUUUUUCCGUGUGUCUAAUUUGGGCUGUGAGUUUGUCCAUCGGGUAUGUGUCUUUGAUUUUUAACUAUCACAUCGUUGUCGGUGGGAACUGUGGGUUUCAGCCACAUCUGUGCAAGAGCUCUUCUCGCAGCCAGUGUGAGUUUGUUUAAAAGUUGUUGUUCUUUCCUGGGGAGGCCGUCUGUUGGUCGGGACAGUAGUAUCGCCCAGGGGUCUAAGUCUAUGUGUCUUGUGAGGACAUCUUUCAGUAAUGUCUGAACCCUCUUCCAGUAUUUGGUCACUUCAGGGCAUUCCCACCACAUGUGGACAAAGGUGCCUUUGCCUCCGCAUCCCUUCCAGCAUGUGUCUGUCGAGGUUUUCCCCAUCUUAUGGAGUUGGACAGGUGUUGUGUACCUAAAACAAUAAAUAGUUGCAGCGCACUCAGACUACAAAACAAUACAUAAUACAAAGAAGGCUACUAAAAUGCCUAUCUGAGAAUAAAUAUGGGGAUUUAGUUCCACCAUAUGGCCAUAUGUUGUUAAGCCCACCACUACUUGGUGUUGUGUACCAUCUCAUAAGCAUUUUGUAGGAUUGUUCCUGGUAUAAUACGCAAAUCGACGUUUUAGCCGUCACUUCCCAUAUAUCAACCCAAUCCUCACCUUCUAAGGCCCCCCACUGGUGUAAGUAUCUUGGGUCUGGGGCUCCCUUUUCCUGGGCGCUGCGCUGCGCGGAAAUGGCCGUAAUCAACCCCUUUUGAGUUGUUUCGCCGUUACACAGCUGUUCAUAGAAUGUCAUUGGGGUCUGUGCUGCUUUUUUUUAUUUUUUUUAUUUCGGGGUUUUUGGCAUUGUCUCGCAACUGUACAUAUCGGAAGACGUCUUUUGUUGUUAGGGGUGCUAUGGUUUUUAGGGUGUCAAAGGUUUUGAAGGAGUCGCUGUCCUACAUGAGCCCAUAUCUUUGCAUUCCCGUGUAUUCUAUCCCCCUAAAGUCUCGUGCGCUCAGCCCGGGCCCAAAUGCUUUAUUCUGUAGGUACGGUGUCAACGGCGAGGGUGUAUGUUUUAGUGCGUAUUUGGUGGCUGUCAGAUCCUUAUGGAAUUGUGUGAUUUUUUUUUUUUUUUUACUUUUAAUGUGUAUAUGUAACGGGAAAAAAGAAAACUCAAUAAAAGAUUAAUGAUAAAGAAGGAGAAAGUGGGGAAAAAAGAUACAAUAUGUGUCUAUAUCUCUUUCUUCUUCUCCAAUCUUGGUCCCAGUAUUACACUACAUUGUUUGCUGUUUGUUUAUAUAAAAAUAAAAUGUGUACAGGUAAAGGCAUGCUGAUAGGUUACCCUUAUUAUUGAAAUGUAUGCCUUUAAAAAGAGCUUUUCUUAUAGUACCUCUUUCUGGCUUUCAGUGGGGUUUGAACUGCUUAGUGUGUCCGGCUCAGCUAAUUGUUAAUUUUGCUGCUGACUGCAGCUCUAUUGAGGCAAACACACACAGUCUAGUUUCAGCAGAUCUGCUCAACUUUUCUCCCUCUUCCACUCCAAUAGUUUAAUACAGUUAUCCCCACUAAACUGUUUCAAGGCAUUUCAGACGUUAAUAAUCACGUGCCAGUAGAUAUUUACAUCAUUUUGUAAAGGAACGCUUAAGUGCUUUGUGUCUGGACUCUCGGCGCUUAUAAAAGGUCAUAAAUAGGACAAUUUCAAUAUAAUUGGUGUCAGAAACACCUGAUUGACUGCAAGGGAGUUUUUCUUCCGCUUCCAUUGGCUCCACUGAACUAAUGGAAGUGGUAGGCAUGCUUGACGCCUGCCUUUUCCCCUUUUCGAUGAGCAGUACUACAGCUUUUUGAGAAGACAGGAAAGUUGUGAUCCAGCACAGAUGCCACUCGUAUGUAUGUGAAUACAUAUUUCAUCUAUCUGGCCGUUUGAGAAUAUAAUCAGGCUGUUUGAUUUGUUAGGUGUGAACAUAUGUAAAAGAAAUCUAAUAGAAUUGUGAUCAGAAAGUCUCUGAAGUGUUGCGGGUUAAAUUUACGGUUAUCAGCUACUUGUGGCUAUGUAUGAAUUUACUAACCCAGGUCUAUAUAUAUUAUUUUUUUUAGUUUUUGUAUAAUAAUACUCUCAUCAAGUAUACAUGCACCUUGGGUCAAACAGUGCUUGAAAACCAACACUGUUGAACAGUGAGGUGCUUCUGCCAAAAUAGCCAAGUAAAACUCUUAUUUCAAUCAGAUGGUCUCAUAGAUACCAUUGGAUUGAUGUAGCAGACCCCCCCCCCCCACACACAUACACACUAGCCUCCCAAUGGAUUCUUGUGGAAAAUCACUCGAUUAGCAUAGAUCAUUAAGAUUGUCAGCCACAGAGACAGGACCGGCUGUGAUUAGAGCACCAUGGCGAGGGAGAAAGGGUAAGUUAUUCCUAAGUGUUCUUUUAAAGUGUUUGUCUUGUCUCUCCUGUGAAUAUGUCAUGUUUGAAAAUAUUUUUUUUCUGUUAAUGUUGUUGGCUAUACAUCUUACAAAUGUCAGCAUACUGUAAAAUAUUGUUUGUUUGUUUUUUUUUUUACCCACAUUUAAGGGUGUUGCACAUGCUUUGAUCUUCCCUGUGGUGCAACAGUUCACAGAUGCAUUUGUCCAAGCGUUGCAGAUGCCCGAUGGUCCCACAUCUGACAGCGGUCUUAAGAUGGAAGUCUUAAAGGUAUGCGCUGCAAAAUAUAUUUGAAGCAUGAGAUCCCAUUACAUAAACCACAUAUCUUGACUAUGGGCUAAACACAGAUAUUACACAGAAAAUUCAAUGCUUUAAUUUUAUUGUGACCACUUUUAACCUCACCUUGUCAAAAGGCUUGUGUUCUCUGCGGUCACUUCCAUGUUGUGCCCGAAGAUCAAACUAGUGAUUCUCUAAAAUCAGUUCUUCCAUUUGCUCUUUAUUGUAAUUGGAUGUUGGGAAACACAACAUACUGGCAGUCUAGAGACCCAACUAGGGUUUGCAGAUCACAUGCAGAUGGAUAAUAUGUUGCAGCAUGUAGACUUUAUAUGCUGUAGGAUAAUUUGUUUAUAAAUCCCAAAGGAACUUUUCUUAACUGCAAUGAUUUCUCGAUCACAACUCUGUUUCCUGUGAAACCCUGCUUAAGUUUUAAAUAUUUCUUCAGGAAUGUGUGCAGCAAGCUGGGCACAUACAAUUAAAGGACCACUAUAGUGCCAGGAAAACAUACUUGUUUUCCUGGCUCUAUAGGGUCCUUGGUUCCCCCUCACCAGCCGGCCUCUAGGGGGAGGAAGGGGUUAAUCCCUUACCUUUUUUCCAGCACCGGGCUACCUUGGCGCUGGGGACACUCCUCCUUUCCCGUCAUCGGCUGAAUGCGCAUGCGUGGCAUGAGCCAUGCGCAUUCAGCCAGUUUAAUAGGAAAGAUUUCUCAGUGCUUUCCUAUGGAUGCUGGCAUCUUCUCACUGAAAAUCAGUCGGAAGCGCCUCUAGCGGCUGUCAAUGAGACAGCCACAAGAGGCGGGAUUAACCCAUUUGUAAACAUAGCAGUUUCUCUGAAGCUGCUAUGUUUAUAGCAGGCAGGGUUAAUCCUAGAGGGACCUGGCACCCAGACCACUUCAUUAAGCUGAAGUGGUCCUUUAAAGUUGCCUGUUGAAGCAUCUGAGUUGUAAUCCCUACCUACUUUCAUUUGUUUGUGUCAGUGUCUCCAAUAUAUUUUUAUUUUCUCCGGGGGGGGUGGGGGGGGAGUCGAGAUUCGCGCUUUGGGGUAAAACUGUUCAAAAAUGGUUUAACCCCUUGAGGUAAUAAUGCACUCAGAGGCCUUCUAGUGCCAUAACUUUUGUUUAAAUUAAGAUUUUAUGGUGUCUAUAGUGUUCUUUAAGUACCACCAUUUUUGGUGUUUAUCACACAUUGUAUUUAGUGAAAUAAAGGUGUUGCAUAUACAGAUUGUUUACCUUUUUCAAACAUUGCUCUUACUUAGAAAUAGAAUUACUUUUGCCGUCAUUUAUCACAGUGCAGGGACCACAACCACAGGCAAGCUGUAAUGUGUUUUUUGUUUUUUUGCUUAGAUUGUCCCUUUACAAGGGAAGAAAACCAAUCUGAGCACACAGUGAAAAAUAUAAUUCAGCACAAAAAGUUAUGCAUUGUGGAUUACUACAAGCCAACUGUAGUGGCUAUUAUUAUUAUUAUUAUUAUUACCAUUUUAUAUAGCGCCAACAGAUUCUGUAGCGCUUCUCAAUAUUAUGAGAGGGGAGAUUUAACUAUAAAUAGGGCAAUUACAAGAAAACUUACAGGAACGAUAGGUUGAAGAGGACCCUGCUCAAACUGUGCGUUCCCUGGUAAGGGGACAAACUAGUUCUGCUUGGUAUUCAUUAUUUGGCAAAACUAUUCCCUUUCUCCUAAUCAACAGUGGGUUGCAGAUCAGUUAGAACCUCUUAGCUAUGCAGUUGACAUUUUGAAGGGCAAAAUUUAUCUUUUUCUCUGCUUCUAUUUACUCUUCAAGUAUAUUCUAAUAUUUUGUUAAACCAGAAAGCAUAGCCAUCUCUGUAAGUAAAUCGGAUAAUAAGUUUAAGUAAAUGAACCGUAAACAUCUUUCCUGUACAAAACAAAACCUCCUACAAUAAAUACAGCACAUUACAUAAAAAUAUGUCCUUAUUUAGCUUUUUUUUUUUAUAUGACAUAUGGACACGUCAAUAAUAAAAUUUUGUUUCUACAGUUUUUUUUUUAGUUGAGUGAAGCUGUGGCUCACAUGGACAAGCUCUCAAAGUGAAUAACUUGAUACUUUUCAUGGAAAAGAAAAACAUAGCCUGCAUGUUAAUUGGCAACACGCUCUUGUACAAAGACUUUGAACACUUGCAUGUUAUACUUACUAUUUAGAGUAGGAUUUUCACUCAACAUUGGUGUUAAUAUUUUCUUCAUUGCAGGCGGUGACUGCUUUAGUGAAAAAUUUUCCUAAACAAAUGGUUUCAUCGAUGCAGCAGAUACUACCUAUUGUAUGGAACACGCUUACUGAGAGCGCUACUUUAUAUCCUUUAUACAAAGCCUCCGUAACUGCAUAAUUUCUUUAAUAGCGUGUUUGUGUAAUGCCUUUUCUAUUUGCCAUCUUCUUUGUCAUCACCACACUUUGCAUAGGGUUGACAGAUGAGCAGUAGGAGCGUGCUACCAAAGUCCUCACUCAGCCUGCCUUCCAGGAUAAUUGUUUUUUUUUUUUUUUUUAAACAAAAAAAGUUAUAUUAAAACAGAUUUUUGCACGGGGAAAUAUAAAUCAGGGAAACCUCAUGUGAAAAUCCCGCGUUUGGUAUUUCAUAAAACUAAGUAAUUGAUUGUAAUGUCUACAACAGUAAACAAUGUGUGAGAAGAUUGCUGCAAUAUAGCAAAAGAUAACCGUUUAACCGUCUAUUCAAUGAUAUAACAGGCUUUAUUUAUCCAUUGCCAAAAAUAAACAUAACACUGACAGUUGUAUCUAUAUGCUUAUUAGACAUAGUGAUCCUAAAAAUCAAGCCAACAGGUGAUAUAUUGUGUCUCUAUAUAUUCCCUAUUAGUAUAAUAAACAUCCCUUCAGAAUCAUUUCAUAAUUACAAUGUCCAAAUAAUCUGGAACAAUCGUUGAAAAAGGAGAGGGGAGUUUAAUUGAGGAAAACAAAAUAUAAUAGAGAUCACCUACUGCACCUUCAAGGGUGCAAAAAAACUGAAAUAAGUAUAAACUCCUGCAUCUACACAGGUUCUAUUAAGGCCUGAUACUAAUAUCCUUUAGCACCUCCAGUAUGUAUGCUAGGAGAUAGGAGACUCCAUUGCAGCCGUUUAUACAGGGACUUUACCAUUAGCAUCCAUGAAGGUGGAUCCGUGAAAUCCGUGAAAGGUGAAGGUGCAUCCGUGAAAGUGUAGGUGCAGGAGUUUAUACUUAUUUCUGGGGGGGUUUUGCACCCUUGAAGGUGCAGUAAUUGAAGGGGUUUUGGUGAUUGUAUUUUAAUAGUCCAGACCAUACAUAAGUGGACUUUUUGCAGGAUAAAGAGCAGUAUAUAUGUAUAGAAAUAGGCACUUUUAAGCCCCCAGGCAAUUGCUACCUUUGAUUAUCGUCAUACUUACCUAAGCUGUGUCUAAAGUGUCUUACCUGCUCCCUCCUUCUAUCUCUCCAGAUCUUAUCACUUUGUAUACGUAUCCUACUAUAAUUACCCUACUUUUCUACUCCAAUAACUACCAUCACAGCCAAUUGACAAUUUAUCUCCCUAUUAUGUUUUUUUUUUUUCUCUUCAACUAAACUCUUCUUUUUCAACGAUUGUUCCAGAUUAUUUGGACAUUGUAAUUAUGAAAUGAUUCUGAAGGGAUGUUUAUUAUACUGAUAGGGGAUAUAUAGACACACAAUAUAUCACCUGUUGGCUUGAUUUUUAGGAUCACUAUGUCUAAUAAGCAUAUAGAUACAACUGUCAGUGUUAUGUUUAUUUUUGGCAAUGGAUAAAUAAAGCCUGUUCUAUCAUUGAAUAGACGGUUAAAUGGUUAUCUUGCUAUAUUGCAGCAAUCUUCUCACACAUUGUUUACUGUUGCAGACAUUCCAUUCAAUCAUUUACUUAGUUUCAUGAAAUACCAAACCAGGGAUUAUCACGAGGUUUUACCUGAUUUAUAUUUUUACUGGGUGGAAUUGGUACCAACCCCCGUCCGGGAUAUUCUCAGUAUAGGGGUGACUUAGUCUAUUUUUGUUUUCCAGGAAGAAACCUUCUAUAUUUAAAAAAUGGGUAUAUAUUUUUCCUGCAAUAAAUUCUUUCUUUAACAUGGCUUUUCACCUAUGUCCGUACUGAAGUAAAUGAUACUGAGGAAUUGGAGGAUCCCGUGGAUUCUGAUGGUGAGGUUAAUAACAAUACUAACUUUUAAGUGCAUUGUGAAGUACAACUCCUAAGAGCCAGUUGAUAUUUAUUUUUAUUAAUUGUACUUUAUUGAAAGAUUGGAGUUUGGGUACAGAAAGCAAAAUGUGGGGUGGGGGGUGCGCAAAAAGAAUAUAUGGCACAAAAUAGAUAUCACAUUGAUUUAGUACAUACAAUAAGAGUCAUAUUCCGUUAUUAACCUGGUUGUAUGUUUGGUUUUUAACGGUUACUCCAAUAAUGGGAGCAGCUCUUUUGCCUUAAUGCAGGAGGGACAUAUUGCUUCUAAACAUUGGGCUUGAAUAUUAUUGUUAAAGGCACUUUAGGCAUCCAGGUCACUUCAGCUCAUUGAAGUAGUCUGGGUGCAUGGUCCCAGGUCCUUUAACCCUGCAAAGGUAAUUAUUGCAGUUUUUAAUAAACUGCAAUAAUUACCUUUGACUGUUAAUGCCACCUCUAGUGGCUGUCUUUACUAUGCGGGAAAUACUAAUGCAAGUGCGGCCAUUGCUGCUCAUGCGCUUUAGGUCUCUCCCGGUGGCUGAUGGUAGGGGGAGGCGUGGAGCCAGAGCAACCUGGACUCUGCUAAGUGACAGAAGGGAUUUUUAACCCCUUUUGCACCACAGGGGUGGGCCAUGUGGAAGGGGUCACUAUAGGGAGCUAUAGUGCCAGGAAAACAACUUUGUUUUCCUGGAACUAAAGUUUCCCUUUAAGUGAUGAGGUCAAUAUGUAUCUAGAUUUUAUUUAUUUUGACACAUAAAUAAUAGUACAUUUCAUUGAUCAACAUGUCACAGGUAACACAGCAAAAAGUAUUGUAUCCAGAUGAACAAUGUCUUGUUUUCAUUAAAGAAACAGUCAAACAAUAAUUUCUCAAAAGCAAGACCGAAGUGAAAAUAAACUAUUGAUGCUAUUCUUAACUUCAAAUAAUAUAAUGCAGAAAUACAGUUGGUUGACAGCAUGGGUAUAACUGAUAGACAAAUAAUUAUGGCUUAGAAGCUUGGUGAAUGAGUAAUAAAGCAUAAGUCAAGUAAGUAUUCACAAGAUAGGCCCAUCGAAAAAAGAAUUAGAUCCACAUCUAAUGAGUAGUAAUUUAAACAAAAAGCAUCAAACAACAGAGUACGAAUGAAGGCAGGUACAUAGAGCCAAAAAGCUGAGUACCACAGCCAAAGAGUCUAAGCCCAGUUUCCUGAUGUGAUUUGCAGUCUUCUGGAUCUUCGAGAAGUACUUCUUUAAUGAACUCCAUUCCACUGGUCAGAGUUCACUCAUAAUCCUAGUGCGUCCCCCUAGCGUAAUUGCUCUAGUCACAAGCCAGAAAUGGAGCAGACACUCAAUGUCCCUGGAACCCCGCCCCUUGCCCAAGCGUAGGCCCGUGUCCCUGAGUCGAUUCACCCAGCUUCUAUCCAAGUUAAAGAAAUGUGAGUAUUGUAUACUAAGUGCAAGGCACUGUGUGGCACCAGGCCCAGGUGCAACAUUGUUCAAUCUGUUACAUAAAGCUAGUCUCUCUUUCCUACUUUUCCAUGCUGGAGUAUUCUUUUGGAAAGUGGUAGUAUUAGUUGGUUGCAGAGGGACAAAAGUUUGUGUAUCGUUUGGUCCGACCACCAGAGUCACAGUACUUUCAUUUCUGCUUUAAAUAUACAUAACUGUGUAUCAGGCUCUUUCAUUGUAAAUAAUUAAAUACAUUUCUACUUUCCAAAAAUAAUACAUUUUGUAAUUCUCCAAGUUCAUUGUUGCGGAUGGAUUGUGAUAAUUGUGUUAUUCCCUUGUCUGACCAUAUUCAGUAGGAAAAUUGUGGGGAUGUAACCUUAAGGGAGGACAUGGGGUAGUAUUGAGCCUUUUCAUUAGGCUAUGCUAGAUUUCAAAAGAUGAUUUUGUGGUUUGAUAUAUAAAGUCUUAAAGCAAAGUUGUUUAGGUGUCCAUAUCAACCCAGUUUAAUUGGGAUGCAGCAGAAUGGAGAUUAAUACGCAGUGUACGGAUGGUUGCGAUAUAAUAGUUCAGAAUAGUGGGAACCUCCCAUUGCAAAUGGCCCUAUAAGAAGGAGAAUUUUACUCUGGGUUGUCUGCGUUCCAUAAUAAAGGAUAUCAAGAAGCCCUGAAGUUUAGCACAGUAGGUCAAAGUAAUUGAUAUCGGAAAAUAUAUUUCCUGUUCAAGGCAGGAAUGGGGAUUUCCAUCCAUUCAGUUUGUUUAAUUUGGCUGCGAAAGGGGUAUUUGAUUAAAUUUAUAUAUGAUCGCUGUCGAUUUUAGAAUUUUAUAUUCCUAGAUAUGUGAGGCAAUCUUGCCUCCAGUCUAAGGAGAAUUGUGCCUCCAAUGACUGAGUCAAGGUUUUAGGAAGGGUUAUUGGAAGGGCCUGGGUUUUUUUUUUUUUUUUAAGUUUGUAGUCUGAUAUCUAUCCAUAAUCCUUCGACAGAGAGCGUAGAUUGGGGAGUGAUAUGCACCAAAUAGGAAGGUUUAAUCAUUAGUGAAGAUGUUUAGCAUCUGGAACUGCUACUUUUGUUUGUGUGAGGCAAUAAAAAGACCUAAGUGCCAAGCAGAUGUUGUCAGUGCUUACACUUGGGAAUGUGAAGACAGAGACCUUUUUACACUUGCAGAAUUUAAAGGGAUACUAUAGUCACCAGAACACCUACAGCUUAUUGAAUUUGUUCUGGUGAGUAGAAUCAUGUUUUCUGCUGUAAAUACGGUCUUUUCAGAGAAUAUGCAGUGUUUAUAUUACAGCCUAGUGAUAACUUUAAUGGCCACUCCUCAGAUAGCUGUUAGAGAUCCUUCCUGGGUCAUGGCUGCCUAAAAUGCAUCCAAACAUUCAGUAUCUCCUCCCUCUGCAUGCAGACACUGAACUUUCCUCAUAGAGAUUCAUUGAUUCAAUUCAUCACUAUGAGGAGAUGCUGACUGGCCAGGGCUGUGUUUGAAUCAUGCUGGCUCCAACCCUGAUCUGCUGCUUUGUCAGUCUCAGCCAAUCCUAUGAGGAAGCAUUGUGAUUGGAUCAGGCUACCACUUCUGAUGAUGUCAGCAGGCAGUGGGCAGGUCAAAAGGAAACCGUGACAAAACAAGCAGCUGCAGACUUGAAUACAAAUACGGUUUUACUAUAUUUAGAGAGGCAUGAGGGGACCAGAUGGUGGUUUUAACCUUGUAGGGUCAGGAAUACAUUGUGUUCCUGACCAUAUAGUGCUCCUUAAAAGAUAAAUACAUUUUAAAUUUCUUGGCAGGUGUAACAUCUACAUGUAACGUGGAACACAACAACUAUGCUGCUGUCGUGGGGAAAGUGGAUUAUUUAAUAGGAAACACUGUUAGUUAUUUAAUAUCUAUAUUUCCUGUCAAAUGUAGAUGAAAAGUUGAAGGGGCACUAGGCACCCAGACCACUUUAGCUCAUUGAAAUUGUCUAGGUGCAGUGUCCUAGCACCCUUAACCCUGAGCAGGUAAUUAUUUCAGUUUUUAAUAAGAUGCAAUAAUUACCUGCUAUGAUAAUUCCUCCUCUAGUGGCUGAUUACCAGAGGGACUUCCAGGUGGUUAGGCGACUUUAGGUUGCCUAAAUGACGCUGGACAUCCUCACGCUAGUCUCACCGGAAUCUCCAUAAUAAUGCAUUGAUGGAGGGUGGGGGUUGCCUUGACAGAGGGGGAAGCUAUGGAUUCAGAAAAACAAGCUUGUUUUCCAGGCACUAUAGUUUCCCUGUAAGCAGUUUUAUAAUUUUGGGCAUUUACUUUGGGAGGGUCCAGAGAGUCCGCAUCCCUAAAGUCCAGGAAUGCACCCAUAUGCCAUGAAUUGUGGCAUGCCUAUCAUGACAUGAUAAGGCAAAUAUGUAUUCACCGCUCUUCCCUUGUGGUUGUGUUGGGGAAGAGAACCUUCCAUUUAGGUUUUUAGUGAAUUUUUCUCGAAUUUAGGCAAAACUCUGCUACAAUCAUAGCUUAUGUCACAAUAAUAGGUGAUAAGCAGCGCCUGAUUGUGAAAAUUAGUGACGUGAUAUAAAAUACCCUUAUAGUGUGGUAUACAGAUAUAUUUAUAUAUACGUACUUUGUUUUUCUAGCUUGUAUGUAUAAUCAUUCAAUAAAUAGCUCCUCAAGAAAAAAAAAAAACACAUGUUUGUCUUGCAAUCAUAGCUUGGCUAUUUUUGCCUAAUUUAUGCCUUUAAAAAAACAAAACACACAACACACACACUAUUGUAGUGACAGACACAAUUUCAUGUUUGUUUUGUUCUUUUCUCCCAUUACAGGAGAAGUGCUUGGCUUUGAAAACCUGAUAUUUAGUAUCUUUGAGUUUGUGCACACUUUACUGGAGAACAAAUUUAAAGCAACUGUUAAAAAAGCUUUGCCAGAAUUAAUCUAUUACAUUAUACUCUACAUGCAGAUCACCGAUGAACAGGUGAGAUAACAAAUGGUAAAUCUUUAUAGCAAACUGUAUAGCUAUGGAGAUAUGUGUAUACACAUACAGACUUUGUGGGAAGUUAGUAUAAAUUAUAUAGGUUUCUAUUUAUUAAGGGCAUAUAACCACAGAAAACUUUGUGCCUACAGCAAGAUAUGUAAAGAAAGAUAUUAUAUAAUUUGUUUACUUUUACUAUAUUAAGAAUACUCAUACUUGUCAUCAUUUAUGUAGUACUUUCACUGUAAGUUUACUUUCUUGAUUUUCUAUCAGAUAAAGGUCUGGACUGCAAAUCCCCAGCAGUUUGUUGAGGAUGAAGAUGAUGAUACAUUUUCCUACACUGUUCGUAUUGCAGCUCAGGAUCUGCUCUUGGUGAGUUGAUGAGUAAAAACAAAGAUUUAAUGAGUUAGGUGAGGCAGAAUAAUAGUUUGUAUGUAAGUUUUGUUAAUAUAGUUGGCUUAAAUUGGGGUUGCAAGUUGUAAAAUAAGUGUGUUUUUUAUAUUUACAUUUUUUUUUUGUUAUGAAUGUUUUCUUGUUAUAGCUUACUUGCUGUGGUAUUUUACUUAUUUUUUAUUUUUUUUAACGUUUCUUUUUUUUUUUUUUUUAGGCAUUGUCUAGUGAGUUUCAAAAUGAGAGUGCUGCUGCACUUGCUGCUGCAGCUACCCGCCACUUCCACGAGGCAGAACAAAACAAGAACCAGAAUGGAGAGCACUGGUAAGUUAGAUUUUCUACCUGAUAAUUGUGUGUGUGUGUGUAUGUAUGUGUUGUGUGUUUGUGUGUGUGUGUGUGUGUGUAUAUAUGUAUUCUUUACAUAACCACACUUCAACUGUUUUCACGUCAUACACAGUCACUGUUUUUUUUCCAGGGAGAAUAGACACCCUACAGGUGUAUGCGCAAGUUAUUACAAAUUUGACACAGUUAAGGAGGAAGUGCAAUUGCCUUUUUGCAGUGUCAAAACCAAAGAGGCUGCCUUUAUAGCAGCAGCAAGGUUUACAUAUUACUGCAGUUUUGAACCUUUCAGGAAGGUGGGUGCAGGGUACUAUCUGCAUUGAUAUGAAAUUAUGUUUAAUUAUAGCCAUUCUUAAUAUUUAUAUAACAGCUAGCAUGAUGAAAACAAGAACUCGUGAGGAUAUAAAGCCUUUAAUAUUUGCGUUUUAUGCAUCUGCAUUUAACAAUUAUGUUAAGGUGGAUCUAUCCCUUUCAGGGAUCUUUGCAUAUUUCACAGUAGCUCUCGCGACUGUUGCCAUAUUUAUCCUACUGUCCUCUUCAGCUCGUGGCACAUGGAGGUCUAUGUAGGAUCUCGCAAGGACUUGAAAGCCUCUAUAGCUCAGCCAAUAGCCGUCAGUUGUGAAGGCUGCUGGCAUUGGACAAAAGUUGAUAGAGGAACUCUGCUUUUUGUCACCCUUAGAUAUAUUAUAAGGCAAAGUAGUCUCUACUUUGUCUUAUAAUAGCUUUGCAUUGCCUUGGAAUUUCGUUGAAAUUCUAUAGCAGUCUUGAUCAGUAUUGCAUAAAGAUUGUAUCUUAUGGAAUACUGAAAAGUGACAGAGCCAAUUUAACUGUGUCAUUAGAAAUAGAAUGUGCUGCCGAAACAAAAGUUAGAAAUAAUAGCUCAACCUUGCACACAAAUGCAACAUUGUUUUCAGUCUUUAGAGCAGGGUGCCCAAAAGGUAGAUCCCCAGAUGUUGUAGAACUUCAACUCCCAUGAUGCUUUGUAUUCCUUUGCAAUGCGUUUAGAAUGGCAAAGCAUUAUAGAAACUAGUUUAAAAUAUCUGGGAUCUACCUUUUGGGAACCCCUGCUGUAGAGUAAUAUAGGAGAGAUUUCAGUUAGAAAUAUGUCUUUGUUCCAAUGUACGAUUUGAAGAUGUUACUUUUACACAAAUUUCAACUUUCAAACGUAUUGGUCUGAACUAAAAAUGUUCUCUCCACCACGGAGUAUGAAGAAACACUUGUUUUUGUUUCAAUACAGCAUGAAGUGUCAGGGUGUGUGAAUGUAGGUUUUAUUUUUUGUCUGAUCUCUGUUUGUUUCCUAGGGAUGUUUCCUACCUAACCUGAUGCAUUCACAAAUGGCUUUGCUUCAUCUAGUUCUGAUCAUCAUAGCACCCUUUUGGUUCACACUGUAGUGAUAUAACAUACAUCAGUUUGGUUAUUGGGGAGCUAUGUUCUGUAAAAGCUGAAACAGCUGUGUGUUGAUGUGAAGCUGAGACCUCUACUUUGUUAGUUUACUUUCAACGUAAACAUUUGUAAUUUGUAAUUCUUCACAUGGUGGUGUAAGCUAGUACGUUUACAAUACUACAAUAAUAUCAUAUCCAGCUGGUCCAUCAGUAAAGAAACAAUCCAAACGUUAAGUAUUUUUUUUACGUUGUUUUAGUUUGAUUUAGAGCCCCCUCCUUUUCACUUACAUAAAAAAAAACUCCCCUUUAUUCCAGCAGACUAUGUACCCUCUCCAAGCCAAAUCACCUAUUGUAAGAUCGUCAUUAGUGUCCGCACCAGUGUUUUUCCAUGAGAUACAUAAGGCAAGUGCACCUACGCACCGGUCUCUAAGAGGAAAACCCAACCAAAAUCGAUUUAAUCUAUGCAAUAACAGGAAAAAAACACAUUAAAAAAAAAACUCUUUAUUUAUAAUUGUAGUGCUCAUUUUAACCUUUUUGGUGUCUGAGUUGAACAGUGUUGUUCAUUGUACACUUGGCUUUAAAAGGUUAUUUUUAUAUAUAUCUAUCUCUCAUCACAAAACCACGACCAUCAGAACAGAUUAUAUUAUUCCUUCAAAUUGUAGAUUUACAUAGCGCUUAAUAUGGAGUGCAAUAAUGCAUGUUAGGGUUGAGUGGGGUUUAAACAUUGCAUGACUUGACUUGAGUAGGAUAUUGGUAUUAAUGAUGUUGCAAUACAAGAGGAAUACCAUAAGACCAUUUGGUAGCAAAAAAUUUAAGGAUCUAGAAAGUCUAAUCAAAGGCAAUAAGGGGACUGUGCAGAAUCUUUGUAUAAGGCGUUUUUGCCUCAUGGAUUAAAUUCAAAAGGUCCUGUUGAUUUAUCAUAUGUUAUGUAAUAUAACACAUUUUGCUUGAAUGCAGGUGGAAGAUACACGAGGCGAGCAUGCUGGCCCUCGGCUCAGUGAAGUCUGCGUUUAUAGAUGGUGUGCAGAGCGGACAAGUUCAGUUUGAUAUGGCUGGGUUCUUGACUGGCAUUAUCCUCUCUGAUCUCAAUCUAUCCGGUGAAUAUACUUUCACAGGGCUAGGACAAUAGAAAGCACUUUACAGAUUAUUUUUUGUGUAGAUGUUUUUUAUGCAGUGGUAUUUGUAUGAAGAAUAAUUUAAGUCUGCUGCUCUUUUGGUCUUUUUGUGUUUUCUCAUUAUGUGCUUACAUAUGUGUAUCUUCUUUAGUAUCACCUUUUUUGCUGGGUCGCUCUCUCUGGGCUGCAAGUCGGUUCACAGCUGCAAUGUCUCCUGAGCUCAUCCAGCAGUUUCUUCAAGCUACAGUGAGUGGUCUGCAUGAGAACCAGCCUCCCUCUGUUCGUAUAUCAGCGGUCAGAGCCAUUUGGGGGUAAGUACAUCUCUCUAUCUCAGAAUAGGGAGUCAGAACACAUAUCUCUAUCUCUCUAUUUUUUUUUAUCAAAUAAUUUUUUGAACUGUAUUUGUUCUUUGUUUCAGGUACUGUGAUCAGCUAAAGACCUCGGAAAGCACACAUGUUUUGCAACCUUUCUUGCCGAGUGUUGUGGAUGGCCUUAUAAACCUGGCAGCCCAGUUUACUUCGGAGGUGCUGAAUCUAGUAUUGGAGACGCUGUGCAUUGUAUGCAGUGUAGACCCAGCUUUUACUUCCAAGACCGAACCCAAAAUUUGCCCCUUUGCCAUUGCGAUCUUCCUCAAAUACAGUAAUGGUGUGUCUCAAAGGUUCCAAUACAUGGAUAGCUGGUGCUACUGUAUCACUAUAUGGUGACUAACCAACACUUUUUGUGUUCUUAGACCCUGUGGUAGCUUCACUGGCUCAGGACAUCUUUAAGGAACUUGCCCAGAUUGAGGGAUGUCAGACUGCAAUGCAGAUGAGACUUAUUCCCACACUUGUUAGCAUCAUGCAAGCGCCUGCAGACAAGAUUCCUUCAGGUCUUUGUGGUGUAAGUAAAUUAAUUUGAAUAAACUGAACCAGAGUCCAGCCUUUGUAGACAGUGUAUACUAGUCACAUGUAUAGAAUGAGCUUUAUAGAUCAGUUAGCAUUGCUAUUCUCUCUGGCUUUAUGGAAACUGUAACGGACCGUUUUGCACACAAGGGGUAAAAACCGUUUAGGCGAUCGGCCCCCUUUCCAGAGAUCCAGGCACAGCUACUGCAGAACACCAAAACUCACGAACUGGAAACAAAAUAGCACUCCAACUCCCGAACUGGAACCUCCCAAAUAGCUGCUAGCAGACGAACAGCUUACACUCCUGGCAAUCAGUCUCUAACAGCAUACAGUGAAUCCCCCCAAGAACGAGACAAGGCUCCGUGUUGAGGUUCAAGCAGUGGUCUGAGGUGCUGGCACACCCAGCCUGGUUUUUAUUACAGUGUUUCAAAUACAGGACCACCCACAGGGAGGGAUAAAACAACCAAUCAUAUCACAGUUACAUCCCACAUAUUCCCUCCCCUUAUCCUGAGAGGAAACUCAAUUAUACAAACAGUUAAAACAUACUUUCUACCCAACUUUCAUAACUCCAAAACCAUACAUCACAUUCACAUAAAAUUACAUAUUCUCAAUCAAUCCAUUCAGGGGAACAACAUAUUCAAAAAUGGCACAAAUCAGACAAGGGGUUCAAAAGUUAGUAAAAAGUCCUUUGUGACUAAAUGAAGCAUGGCUUUCUGGCCCAAACCAGUUUCAGAGUCUUCUAUCCUGGAGAUAAGUAAUUCAAUUAUCUCCCAGGACAGACACAAGACUCCAUUAAGCACAUGGUUGCAAAAAGACACAAAACACUUUAAAAUACAUAGUCACAUUUAUUACAUAAAACACAGACAUGUAACAUAUCCCCAGAUAGCUCAGGUCUGAGCGCACAUUAUUAAGUGAAUGGCGCUCAGACCACACGAAUACAGUUUAAUCGCCAUGGAGCCAAAGUCUUUACAGUCAGUUUCAUACAAAUGGGCUCCAUGGGAUUCCUAUCUGGGGUAUAACACAUUCAAACAAAUCUACUGAACCCCAGGCAGAAAAGCACGAAUACAGCUUUUCUGCAGGCAAAAAUAAAGUCUUUUAAAAGGGGGCCAUAGUCCAAAGGCAGCAGGCGAGCAACCAGGCUUCUCCAAUGCAAUGUGGCGAGAUUGGUCUCGUCACAUCUCUCCCCUUUUCCAAACAGACUAACAGGGUAUCUGACCUCCUGCCGGUCAGUGCCCUUGUUAGUCCAGCAGCCCACCCACAAAACAUAAUCAACAGCACAGCCCACCCACAAUAAAUGGUUACUACACCUGGGUAAAGGAGAAGCUUGUCCAUGUCCAGGUGCCUCACCACGGCUGUGCUGGGUACGGGUACGCUGACUGGGUGGGUUGCUGCGUGGGCAGAGACCAGCGGCACUCUGCCCUGUUGCCAGCACUACUGGGAGGGUAGCCUGGUUGAAGCCUGGUUGUUGGAGGGGGAGACCGACUGUCUCCCCUUUAACUACACCGCUCUGCUGCUGGAGACCGACUGUCUCCCCUUUAGAUACACCGCUCUGCUGCUGGAGACAGACUGUCUCCCCUUUUGUUGCACAGCUCUGCUGACGGAGGGGGAGACCGACUGUCUCCCCUUUGGAUACUCUAAGAUGUCGCUGGGGAGAGGGGGUAACAGGCUCCUCUCCCGAUAGAACACUCUGCCGCUGGGGAAAGGAGACUGAGCUCUCUAUUCCCUGCCCAUUAAUGAUCCACCGCUGGGGAGAGGUGGUAGCAAGCUCCUCUCCCAUACAUACUUUCAUCCUCUGUGGAGGGAGACCGACUGUCUCCGCUCCCAAUACAGUGUCCUGCUGCUGGGGAAAGGAGACUGGGCUCUCUAUUCCCUGGUAGGACACUCUGCCGCUGGGGAAUGGAGACUGGGCUCCCAAUUCCCUGCAUAUCACACUGCCGCUGGGGAAUGGAGACUGGGCUCCCAAUUCCCUGCAGGACCGGUGGAGAGACCUCGGUCCCAUCUCUACCGGCCACCUGGGGUUCUUCCCAGUAAAACCGUACCAUCUCGUCCCCUCUGAAUGGGUCUGGCUCUGGGUCUGUCAUGCUGCUCUCCCGCUGAGCCUUCUCACUGUAUUGGAACAGCUGCUGGUAGCCCUGUUCUAGCUCCAUCUCCCGGGUUACCAGGUGGACCAGGUCUUGCUCAAUUUCGUGAGUGUCGUCCCAGUCAUACCUGCUCUCCCUCCACUCCAAGAGAUCACUGAACCGGGCUUGUGUAGGGCUCCCAAAUUCGAGCUCUGAAAAUGACUCCCAUAACAAGCCAGGACCAUCAAACUCCUCUCCCUCUGGCUUGUCAUGCUCGGCUGUCCAGGGUAGGUACUGUGCCCCAUACCACCAGAGCGCCUGGUAGGCAUCUUCUAGCCACAACUCCUGCCAUACUAGGUGUUCCAAUUUCCUCACCCAUUCCUCCAGGGGCUGCUCUCCCAGGAAGGGCAUCCGCAGGGCUACUCGCUUCUGCAACCGCUGGUCUUCCUUGGGGAGUCUCUUGCCCCGCUGGUACUCCACAAUACCCAGUGCCUGGUACCAGAUGCCUUUACGGACUGCAUCUCGGUCAUCCAUGGCACCCUCGUCAUACUCCACUGCUGGUUCCAUGCUGGUGCUGUCAGGGUCGCUGUACUGGGACAUGCGUUGCCCUCAAAUUGUAAAAUCCAAAGAAAUGGUGUCUCCUGUAGCUGUCCUUCUGGCUGUAGGAACGAUCCCGCCGCUUGCCACCAAUUGUAACGGACCGUUUUGCACACAAGGGGUAAAAACCGUUUAGGCGAUCGGCCCCCUUUCCAGAGAUACAGGCACAGCUACUGCAGAACACCAAAACUCACGAACUGGAUACAAAAUAGCACUCCAACUCCCGAACUGGAACCUCCCAAAUAGCUGCUAGCAGACGAACAGGAAAAGCAGACGAACAGCUUACACUCCUGGCAAAUCAGUCUCUAACAGCAUACAGUGAAUCCCCCCAAGAACGAGACAAGGCUCCGUGUUGAGGUUCAAGCAGUGGUCUGAGGUGCUGGCACACCCAGCCUGGUUUUUAUUACAGUGUUUCAAAUACAGGACCACCCACAGGGAGGGAUAAAACAACCAAUCAUAUCACAGUUACAUCCCACAUAUUCCCUCCCCUUAUCCUGAGAGGAAACUCAAUUAUACAAACAGUUAAAACAUACUUUCUACCCAACUUUCAUAACUCCAAAACCAUACAUCACAUUCACAUAAAAUUACAUAUUCUCAAUCAAUCCAUUCAGGGGAACAACAUAUUCAAAAAUGGCACAAAUCAGACAAGGGGUUCAAAAGUUAGUAAAAAGUCCUUUGUGACUAAAUGAAGCAUGGCUUUCUGGCCCAAACCAGUUUCAGAGUCUUCUAUCCUGGAGAUAAGUAAUUCAAUUAUCUCCCAGGAUAGACACAAGACUCCAUAAAGCACAUGGUUGCAAAAAGACACAAAACACUUUAAAAUACAUAAAGUCACAUUUAUUACAUAAAACACAGACAUGUAACAUAUCCCCAGAUAGCUCAGGUCUGAGCGCACAUUAUUAAGUGAAUGGCGCUCAGACCACACGAAUACAGUUUGCUGUUUGCUAGCAGAAUGUAAAUUUACUACAAUUAUGAUACAAUACAAAACUACAACAUAUUACUUACAAAAGGUUGCUAAAUGUUACACAAAAGGCUAUUACAAUUGCUAAAUGUUCAUUUUACUUACAAGGCCCCAGCCCUUUGGCUGGGGUUAAGUCAGAGCUGGUACUACAUCUUAGGUUCAGUCAGUUACAGGCAAAGGGACAGAGUUUUCUCCUCCAUCUGGUUUUAUUCAGUGUAAGUAGGCUGGCCUGUGAUGUCACUGCCAGAAGCACAGGUCUUCCUACACACUCCCCCUAGUGGUGCCCCCAACCCUGGGCAGCGGGGGGGGGCCAUAGUGAGAAUGAGGGGGGGCAGUAGGAUUUCAAGCCAUCCAAUCACAGUGCUCUGUGUCAUUUUACACAGCGUGGGAAAAUUCAAAAGAACUUUCCCACGCUGUGUAAAAUGACACAGAGCACUGUGAUUGGAUGGAUUUCAAGCCAUCCAAUCACAGUGCUGUGUCAUUUUACACAGCGUGGGAAAAUUCCCGCCCCCCCCUCAUUAUUGCCCCCACCCGCCGCCCGGGGGGGGGGGGCAGUAGGUCAUUUGGUCUCCCCCCUUAUUUUCCUUUAGGGCCCCCACCCGUCGUUUAGGGGUGGGGGCCAAUAGUUUUUUUUACAGUGAGCAGCCACAGGCUGCUCACUGUUUACAAGACAUGCCCCUACUCGCAGUAUAGCGAGUAGGGGCAAAUUACUUACUAAUACUAAGUAAUUUUUACUUGGUAUUAGUAAAGUUGGCUGAAAGACCAAUUUAGGUCUUUCAGCCUUUUAGUAGAUAGCUCCCUGAUCCCGUGGGAAUUAGGGAGUUAUCUACUAAGCGGCUGCAAGAUGCAGCCACAGCAAUGAAUAGGAUCAGAGUUUCAUUCAUUCGAAUGAAAUUCUGAUCCGAAUAAAGUGCGGAAUUGCAUUCUAAAAGAAACGAACAUACUGUUGUCAUUCAGUUAGAACGCAAUUCGGCAGUUUUGUGUAAAAUGACAGGAAGCAUUGUGGGAACACUGAGGAAAGCUAGGGAUCAUGGGAAAAUUGCUCUGACCAGCGGAAAUUAAGCACACUUUGCUCCUCCGCUGGUCAGAGCUGGUCAAGCGGAGGAAUUCCCCAUAAGGCAAAGAGUCCCUACUUUGUCUUAUGAUUUUAAAGAAAACUAAAGAAGACAGGAAGAAAAGAAUAACAGAUCCUGAGAGAGGGGGAGAAGAGGAAGAGAUUGAGGAAAGGUAAGUUCGGCAUGACAGUGCCGCUUUAAAAUAGGUGCCCAAAACUGCACCAAGUAUUUAAAGUGAGGUCUUGAUACCCUUUUAAUAGACUACAAUACAUCACUGACCUUGGCAAAUGCUAAGUGACAUUACACAUUGUUGCUUAGUCUGUUGUCUAUUACUAUUACUAUUCCCAUGUCCUUCUCUUUUGUUUUUCAUUUGCUCAUUUUGGGUGUUUGUAAAUUCACCUACAGAUUUUUUUUGAUUUUUUUUUGUUUGGUCUUUCUGUUGCUUUCUGCUAGCAGCAGACCCUAACCUGGAACUUAAUUUGUAUUUAUUUUUGGUUUAGGAUUCUAAACUCAUCAUGCAGAUUACAUUUGUCUUAACGGAAAGUAAGGUUUCUAGUGCAGAUUCGGGUCUUGUUCUUAACCGAUUCUAAAACCUUUUUCUCCCUUAGACUUCCAUUGACAUUUUGACCACAGUUGUGAGAAAUACAAAGCCACCCCUUUCUGAACUGCUGAUUUGCCAGGCCUUUCCUGCUGUUGCUCAGUGCACUCUUCGCACAGAUGAUAAUACAAUAAUGCAGGUAUGCUUUUUAUUUAUUUAUUUUUUUAUACUUAAAAAAAGGUCUGUCAUAUUUGAUUUUUUUUUUUACAUGCAUCCUCUGCUGAAAAACUUGAUUGAUUUAAAGAGGCUCUCCACUGCCCAAAUCCCCCCCAAAAAAUAAAUUUAGUAGAUCUAUUAUCAAUGAAAACAUGCACACAUUUAUUUAAGCAUUUUUUCUUCUUAGUGGGUAUAUCUAAAAACAACUUGCAAAGCUGCAUAUCUCUUGCCCUCGGCUUCUAACCCCACAAAGAUUUUCUGUGGCUGCCCAAUCAGACUUCCUAAUGCAGCUCAAUGAGAAGUCCUGGCAAGGCAGGUGCUCUGAACAAUUUCCUGUCUUUUGAGGUUUGCUCAACUGAGCUGAACCAGGAAAUAACAGGACCAGUUCCUGACAGCCAGGGGGUCUAACAAGGUUAAUUUAUAAAGGUGCCCAAUCCUAUUGAAAUCUGCACUUUUUGUAAUAUGUAAAAUACAUACUCUUCACACGCAUACUUUGUCAAGUUGAGGUGCUUUUGGGAUCUGGGAUGUCCAUUUAGUAACAAACUAGUAACGAUUCAGCAUAACGUUUAUGUGUAUUAAUAUGUCUAUUCAUUCUCUAUACAGAAUGGUGGAGAGUGUUUGCGUGCUUAUGUAUCAGUUGCCCUGGAGCAGAUUGCUCAGUGGCAAGAUGAGCAUGGGCACAGUGGACUUUGGUAUGUGAUGCAAGUAGUUGGCCAGUUACUGGAUCCUCGCACUUCUGAAUUCACUGCAGCAUUUGUUGGACGUCUGGUGUCUACUCUUAUCUCCAAGGCUGGACGAGAGCUGGGUGAAAAUCUGGACCAGAUCCUGAGAGCCAUCCUCAGCAAGAUGCAGCAGGCAGAAACUCUAAGUGUCAUGCAGGUAACUUACCUUAACUUUCCCUGUCAUGAAAAUGAGAUAAAAGACACAUUGUUGGUGAGAGGGGCAGUGUUUACCUGGCUUUUACAAACUUUUACUACACUAUACUAUUUAAUGUAUAUGAUGUUCUUCUCUGUGUUCUGUGCACAAUAUACUUACGGACUCCUGGCUUUCUGCAUACUGUUCUCAUGUAUAUUAUGGUCUCUCCUCAGUCUUUGAUCAUGGUGUUUGCACACCUUGCACAUUCACAACUGGAGCCCCUGCUUGACUUUCUUUGUAGUCUUCCUGGCCCCACUGGGAAACCUGCCCUGGAGUUUGUCAUGUCAGAGUGGAUGAGUCGCCAACACUUGUUCUACGGGCAGUAUGAAGGCAAAGUUAGGUGAGACAAUAUACGGUAUUGAAGAUUUUUUGACUUUGCUAGUGCAUUUCUUGAAGAGCAGAAGGAGUGUGGUAGAAAUGUUGAGUACAGAACCCAUCUGAAGAAAUUGGAUUGUUGUGGUUUACAUCGCAUGUAGUUAGUGUUGAUUUAACCCCUUAACGUCGUUACGGCGUUCUAUGCUGUCCCGCAUUAAAAGGGCUUUAAAGCCGUUGCGGCGGCAUAGAACGCCGUAACAGCUUGCAGCCGGUGGACUUACCUCUGCUGCAAUCCUCUUCUGGAGGGCUGCCUGGCAGCCCUCCCCCGGCAAAUGAGGCCCUUGGGGGCCAUGUGAUCGCUCUUUAUGACUGUGGGUCUGCCAGCAGGGGGACUGUCUGAAAUGUCAGACAGUCCCCCUGCUGGUGGGAAAGUAAAAAAAAAAAAAUUAAACAUGUGUAAAAUUAAAAUAAAUGUAUUUUUAUAUAUAUAUAAUAUAUAGUGUUUGUGGCUACUAAGAAAGACUAAACAUACCCCACUUUCAAUACCUUGCAUUUUCUUUUUUUUGCAGUAAAACCUAACAGUAUUAUGACAUUCACAGCUAAAAUGUCAGACGGAAAUAAAAAGUAAAAAAAAAAGUAUUUUCUCACUUUUUUUUAGAUUUUAUUCAUAAUAAAUUAUGGUCCAUAUAUGAAUAGUUAAUGAUAAAUUAAAGCCCUGUUUCUCCUGAACAAAAUGAUAUAUAAUAAGUGUGGGUGCACUUAAUGUGACAGCGGUGAAUUACGGUUGAACAGACAUAUAGCGCAAAUUCCAGUUUUUGUUUACGUUUUGUUUUGAUCAGAAUGUGUACUAUUGACUCCGUCCUGAAGGGGUUAACAAUUACAUGUGUAUUCUUCAGGUACAACCUGAUAAUUAAAGGACCACUAUAGUGCCUGGAAAACACUCGUUGGCCCUCAUGGCCCCCCUUCCCGCCCGGCUCUGGGGAGAGGAAAGGGUUAAAACUUACCUUUUUUCCAGCGCCGGAUGGGGAGCUCUCCUCCUCCUCUCCGCCUCCGAUCCUCCCCUUCGGCUAAAUGCGCACGCGCGGCAAGAGCUGCGCGCGCAUUCAGCCGGUCUCAUAGGAAAACAUUCAUAAUGCUUUCCUAUGGACGCUUGCGUGUUCUCACUGUGAUUUUCACAGCGAGAAUCACGCAAGCAGCUGUCAAUGAGACAGCCACUAGAGGCUUUAGAGGCUGGAUUAACCCAUUUAUAGACAUAGCAGUUUCUUUGAAACUGCUUUGUUUAUUAAAAAAAAGGGGUUAAAUCUAGAGGGACCUGGCACCCAGACCACUUCAUUAAGGUGAAGUGGUCUGGGUGCCUAGAGUGGUCCUUUAAAAGUGGUGUGUUUACUGAUGUCCACUGUCCUGCUCAAGCCAGUAAAUGCUAUUAAAGCAAGGGAGCCAACUGUCACUUUCAGAAGUAACCAUUCAGCAUCAAUGUUGGCAGAAGAUAAUGAUACCACUCACCAUUGAUGAAAAAAAAUUAAAAAUGUUUUUAUUAUGUAGGAAUACUGUGACAAAAUGUAAUGUUGUUCCUGCUGUUCCUCUCCAGUUCCAUAGCAUUGUGUAAGAUCCUGCUGUAUGGUAUUACAAUGGAUGACAAGAGGCUUAAUGAUAUAAAGGUUAAAGGGGAAGAAAUUUUUAACUUGGAGGAGGGAAUACGCACCAGAUCAAAGGCUGCCAAAAGUAAGUACUACUUAAUAUUAAGGCACAAGCUUCAUUUUUAACUUAAAGGGACACACCAGGCGCCCUUAACAACUUCCUCUAAAUUAAGUUGUUAUGGUGCCAGGAGGCCCCCCAGAGGCAUCCUUGCCUCAAGGGGUUAAACCGUUUCCAAAUGGUUGUACCUCAAAAUUGCUUCUAUUGUCAAAGUCCACUUGUCUUUCCCCCCCUACCCCCUAUGGGUUUCUAAAUUUUGAGAUUCGGGUAGCUCGGAGUGCUGCCACGCAGCGGUGCCACUGAUUGGUUUUAAGGAAUCUUCAGAUUUCGUUGUAAUUUCAAGGAAAUUCCAACACAGUAGUCAGCGUUAGUAUUUCAUAAAGAUUAUAUUUUUAUGAAAUACUGAGUAAUGACAGACACUUUAAGCAGGUAUACUCGUGGUUUUGAUGCAUCAUGUAGGUCAUCCUAGGUGCAGAUAACAUGUCAGUGUUUGUGUUUCAAAGAACAUUAUAGUGUUAGGAAUGCAAAACUGAAUUUGUAACACUAUAGAGUCCCUCUGCUACCUCUCCUCCUCCGCACACAUUAGGCGUUUCCCAAAGGAAAUGCCUAAUAGGAAUGCUUUCCUCAGGGGAUUUAGACGCUGGAUGUCCUCUUUCGAAGCGUGAGGAUAUCCAUCAUUGUUUCACAGAGUCAACUGCAGCAAGUGCCUCUAGAGGCAGUCUUAAUAUUGCAAUGUAAACAUGUUUGGAGCUUCUGUGCUAAAAUGUCAGGGACACUGCACCCAAUGAGAUGAAGUGGUCUGGGUGCCUAUAGUAUCAGUUUAAUGUUUGAUAUUUUUUUAUGAAUUUUUGGCUUUUUACUGUAUUUUUAUUGUACUUUUAGAUCCAGAACGGUGGACAACAAUACCCCUUCUUGUUAAGAUAUAUAAACUAAUUAUAAAUGAGUUGUCCAGUAUUAUGGAAGCCAAUAUUAACCGUCAUACAGACGAGGAGUGGGUUCAAGGGAAUGGUGGUAAGUAUCACUCCUAUAACAUUAUGAAAUGUCCUUUAUCAGUCUAGAUGUUAAGACUUAUUUUAUUUCUGCCAUCACUUGUUUUUACCUGAACUUGAUGGUUUCCCUAGAUAAUCCCAGUGAUAUGUGGGAAGAUCAGGAUGAUGAUGACGAUGAAGGCUUAGCAGGGCAGCUGUUAUCAGACAUCCUUUCCAGCAAUAAAUAUGGUAAGAAUGCAUAUAUUCAGUUUUGUAAAGUUGCACAGUGCAGGUGGGUUUUCUUUUAAUACAUGUAGGUACCUGCAACAGAGUUAUCUAAUUUCCCUACAAAUUACUUACUAGUUCAGUAUUAAUUUUUGAAGGUUCCAUAAUGGCUUACAAGUUAGGAUUUAUUUUUUUUUUGAAUUCUUUAUUUUUGACAGUGCAGCAGGGAGUAUACAAAUUGCAGCAGUAUACACAGAUAUAUUUCUGUAAUAGACAAUUGGCAAGCAUAAAAGGUCAUGCAUACUGCACUGUUGUUUUUAAUUUAAAGGCAAAGUAUACAUAGAAUACAUCAAUUGUAUGGCAUUCCCAGCCCAUAUUGCAACGUCAAUCAAGUAUUGUUGUGUACGGCAUGUGUCUGAUCAAAAAAGUUGGCAAGAACAAGUUAGGAUCUUUUAUGGACAACACUAUGUGUUUUGUGUUUAUGUAAGGUAAUUAACAUUUACGCAAACUGUUUCAUGAUAAUAAACCUAUCUGUAAAUAAUAUAUAUUUUUUGGGUUUAUAAUAGGUGAUUAUCUUGCACAGAGGGGAUAUCUUUAUGGAACCCUAGACUCCAGAAUAGAUCAAAUAUCAAGAUUAUACGUGUUGGGUUUUAAUGGAACAGAUAGCAGCCAGUUGAUAGUGCCUAAGAAGAGAUUUUAUGAUUAUAUAAUAUGUCACAUGUUGGUGAACAAAUUUGCACUUAAGGUGCUGGUGUCAAGAAUGAACAGAGUAUUUAUUUAUUUUUUAUUUUAUAUAUGUAUGUUUAUAGACCAUUUUACAAAUCUGCAUGUAGAAAAUUUCAGGUAGAGAACAAGUACAAGAAAUACAAGAAAAUAUAUAUUAGGCACUCACAAACCCUACCAUAGGAUGGAUCCUAGACUUCCAUGCCUAGAAUGUUGUAAUGGUGGAAUCUUAUAAUUAAACCCUCUAGUCAAUAGGAUAAAUAACUGUGAUGUACCAUGUAUAAUGAUAGACUUUGAAUUGUUCAUUUAGUAAAGUAGCAGUCAAUCUGGCAGUAUAAUAGCCAGGUGAUAUAAGAGAAUAAGGAACAAAGAGUCAGAUGUGGUGUUAUAAGAAAAGAAAAGUUUAAAAAAAAAAAAAAAAGUGGGGGGAGAAUGAAAACCGUGCUGGAAAAAGGGGUUCCACACCAUGGAAGUAAAAUACCUAUCAUGUUCCAGACCCCUACUCUUUACAAGACAACAUUUACCCCUUAUAGACAGAGGUAAUUGUCCAAUUUCUGAACAAAAGCAAAGCUAAUAUUUGUGCUAUGUGUUUUUCCCCAUAAUUAAGGGUUUCUCUUUAAUUGCCUCCAUAGUUGUUGUUAUAGUGUUUUUUUUGGUUUUUCUUUGGGUUUUCUAGGACCUAAAAGGUUUUCAUUUAAUAGUGUGUGUGUGUGUGUGUGUGUGUGUGUAUGUAUAUGUAUGUAUAUAUAUAUGUAUAUGUAUGUGUGUGUGUAUAUAUAUAUAUAUAUAUAUAUAUAUAUAUAUAUAUAUAUAUAUAUAUAUAUAUAUAUAUAUAUAUAUAUAUAUAUAUAUAUAUAUAUAUAUAUAUAUAUAUAUAUAUAUACACACACACAUAUAUAAGAGAUGCACUCUCAGGUCUUUGUAGAAAAAAAAACUCGAUAUUAUUUAAUAACCAGUAACCUACAUCUGAUCGACGUUUCGACCUCUUCAGGUCUUCCUCAAGAUAAUUUGUGUUAGGUGCUCAUGAUAGUACAGAGUAAAAUACCAUAAUUAAAUGUAGGAUAGUAAAAAGGGCAAGCAAGUCGGUUGUGGUGUGCCGGAACAGACGAUGAGGUAGGCCUGAGAAAGAAGAGGGGCCUACCCAGGAAAAAGAAAUAGAAAGGAAAUAAAUGUUGAAAUGUGGUGUGGUGGGAGGGUAAUUCAACGCUGACCUCGAACGGUAAGGAGCAAGGUAAGGGGUGUGCCUUAAGUAGGCUAGGAGUGGAUACCAAGCACCUCCCACAAAUCCAGGCAAAUUUCCUUAAUACUUGUGUUAGGUGCUCAUGAUAGUACAGAGUAAAAUACCAUAAUUAAAUGUAGGAUAGUAAAAAGGGCAAGUCGGUUGUGGUUUGCCGGAACAGACGAUGAGGUAAGCCUGAGAAAGAAGAGGGCAAAAAUUAAGUAACCAAAUUUAUUACAGACAACCAAUACAGAUACAUAUAUCAACCAGACAUGUUUUUGAAAGCAUCCCUUAAUUAUUGUACUGGGUUCGAUAUGUAUCGUUAGUAAGCGGAUGACUUCCAGCGCCCCAGUGUUUUUAUAACAUGGACUGGAAUGUUGACACUGGAGGAUGUGGACGCUGCUCCUGUGCGGAAGGAGUGCCCUGAGUAGUUAGCUGCUUUGAGGCCCAGUUGAGUGAGCAAAGACCUGACGUAGGUCAUGAAGGUUUUAGUGGUGAGUACCGAACUUUGUAAUAGUAGUAAUGGUUGUGAUGGUAUUGAAAUAUGAUGCUGUAGGUAUGCAUCCAGAACCUUGACGGGGCACCACUUGUUGUGCGUGGGGUAGUAUGGAAUGUUUACUGGUAUGUGCUGGCUGGUUUUGGAGUGAGGUAGCGUUAGGAUGUAAUGAUCCAUGUGUUUUGUUAAGUGGGAAUAGAGGAGAAGGAGCAGAUUGUGUUAUGUUGGUUGUAGUAAACUCUCUAGGUCUUAGAAAUCCAUAGAAAGCUAUGUAUAUUGCUGCUUUGAUGACAGAAUUUGUAUUGGUGUCAAAAGGUUUUAAAUCAAGCAGGUUAGAUAAUGCCUUGAAGAUAUGGUUAUCUAUGGGUAGCCUCUGUGAUGUAAGUGUGGGUUCAGAUUUCUGAAUGCCUCUGAGUAUGGUCUUGAUCUGGUGAGAGGCCAUGAAACUAGUGUUGUUAGGUUGUAAGAUUAGCAUAUGGUGUUGAAUGCCUGUGAGAUAAAGUUUGAUGGUGUUAUAUGACAUUUUAAGUUUAAGGUGGCAAAAAGAAGCAAAACCCAAAAAAGAUGUCAUAACAAACGGUUGCAUGAUGUUAUGUUCCAAAAGGAAUCUUUUGAAUAGUGUAAAAGCCCUGUCGUAUGUUUUGUGUGUAUUCUUUGACAGUGCCAAUUGGGACAGUGUCCUGCUAUGAUGCAUGAUGUCUCUUCCAGUAUUAGUUGUUGAAAUUUUGGAGUGGUAGUGGCUGUGAGCGCAGCUGAUGAGAGUGCUUGAUGAAAUGCCUGAAAUUUAAAACGAGACAAACUGUCAGCAGCUGUGUUACAUAUUCUCUGGCCCCUCCGUUUUCUUAGGGGAGAUCGGUACACCUAGUUGCUCGAUUAGCUUAGUGGUAGCUUUGAGGCUACUAGGAGGGGAAGUAUUUUCCUCGACCAGUAAGUCGUCGUCCAGGUAAUGUAAUACCGUAGGGCAUGUUCAAUAGUAACCAGCACAAUGCUUCAGCAAAUGUGUCGAAAAUAGCUGGUCUACUUUUGGACCCAAAAGUUAAACGGGAGAAAAAAAAUAGUAGUUCCCGGCCCACUUGAUUCCAUGCAGGUGCCACAGUGUGGGGUGGAUUGGUAGCAAUUUAAAGGCGUUAGUGAUAUCGGUCUUACUAAGCCUGGCUCCGACCCCUGCUUGUAUGAUUGCUGUAAUGGCGUGAUCUAUGGUGGUGUAUUGCAGGGAGAAUUCCUCGGAGGGUAUGAGGGAAUUAAGACUGGGGUUGGCCGAUGAGUGUGGUGCAGACAAGUCAAUGAUGAGUCACUGUUUAAGGGAAGAUUUCCCUGUGACAAUACCAAUGGGGUUAGUACGCCAUUCUUUGAAUGGAGGAGCUUUGAAAGGCCCCAAUACGAAACCCUCAGCGACUUCUUGGGCUAAGAGUAUCAAAAACUGUGGGAUUAUGUUGUGCGGAUUGUAGAUUAGGGCAUUCCAGAGCCCCGGAUGGUAUGUGUAGAAUACCUGUAUGGAAGCCUUCUGUUAAACCCGAGAUAAGAAAGUCCACCAAGUGUUUAGACGGGUGAUGUGACAUAAAUGCAGUAAACACCGGCAUAUUAAUGGACGUGAGGUAAGGCUUAAAUACAUUUUAUUUGGACACAUGGUUUUUGCAUGUGCCCUAAAACAUUUUAAACAGAUAUGCAAUCUGCAACCGCUAUAAUUACAAGACCCAACAUUGAAAUUAUUACAUAUCUGGGACUUGCCCAGGAACUUGAUCGGGCGUCCCAGUUUGUCUCUGGUCACUUUCUCUGGGACACCAGAGGAACUAGCUCCUUGCGUGGAGGCAUGUUCAUCAGCCAUGUUGGGACAGAAGUUUGUCGUAUGGGCUGCAGAGGAGCAGUAUGCACAAGCCGGUGUUCUCAGACCUGCAAAGUGUCUGCAAAAUAUGACGGGAUCUAUCCUUCCCCAGUAGGAUCUUGUUCCAUACUGGGAGAACGCUCCAGACACUUUUGCAGAAAAAGACCUAUGGUAGUCAUAAAAGGCUGAACCACCAUAUUUAUUGCCCAGGUCUACCUGCUUGUGCAUAUAAAUAUCAAACUCCCCUCUUCUAUUGGGAUAGACCGCACAGAUGACAUCCCGGUAAAUACCAAAGGCCAGUACAAACUCGGGGAUAGUCAGUUUCCUGUUUAGGCGGGCGUCCCUAGAUCUGACAACAACAGACACAUCAUCAUAAGCAUAAGUCUUAUUUUCCACAAUAUCCUGGGAGGCAAUCAGCAGGGAAGCUAGGUUGACGUCUUUACCUUCCAGGAUAUCUCUUUUUACGUGCUCAGGGAUCAUAUGAGCAGGGCUAACUUCCUGGUCAUCCGAGGUGAUGGUUGGAGGAACCAAUAGCAAGUCGGCUGGUGCUUGUGAAGCAGCAGCGGGUGGCCCUGCUAGAGUAAGGGCCGUGGUGACCAACUCUAGUUUCUCCAACUUGAAGUUGACCUUGCUCAUGGACGUCAUGAGUGAGGAUAACAUGGAGUGUAUGUCUCCUGGGUUGGACUGGCUAGGUCCUUCACUGGGAUCCAUGUUAUUUGAUGUACGUAGUAGUUUAAAAAGUUCUGCUUUCCUUGCUGUAGCGGGGUAGGGGAUUUGUCGUCUCCUUAAUUCGGUAGUUAUACGAGGGAUCGUCCAGGAUCUGAUCGAUGCCGGACUAUUUACCUCUCCUCCUUGUGUAGGAGUGAUAGCUCUAGCCAGAGUGCUAUAUUGUAACCAAAGACUGCAAACUAAAAUUUUCCCUGAUACAUGCAUUCCGCUGUCUUCUAUGGCUGUUUUAGGAAAUAAUCACUUCUAUUUUGGAAAAAGAUUUGUGCAGGUGGGGGGAUUGUUUUUUUGUGUUUUAAUGGAACUGUAGGCACCAUAAUCACAUCAACAGAUGGUAGUGGUUAUUGCGCUUGAAUCAGUGGGUCCCGGGUUCAGCAACACUACUAAAUAGAUUCCUCACCGCUUCUGAGUGUGCGGCAGCAUAUUUUGCUGUAUUCUUUUAAUUAGAGAACUUAUUACCCCUGGUGUUUGUGGAUCACUAGCUUUGAAUCUGCACCACUUUCUUUAUCUAGUUUUCUUCACUUGCUCUAGUUAUUCUCUACCCACCAGUCAAACAAUGCUAUGCAUACUUUAAAUUUUCCAUUCAUCUCUACAUCCUCCUUCCUACAACUUGGUACUCGAUCUUUAGCUUCUUCUUUCUUCACUCAUAGUACUACACAAUACAUAGUUACAUAGCUGAAAAGAGACUUGCGUCCAUCUAGUUCAGCCUGCCUCACAUAUGUUUUUGCCGUUGAUCCAAAAGAAGGCAAAAAACCCAGUCUGAAACGCUUUCAAAUUUUGCCACAAACUAGGAAAAACAAAUUCCUUCUUGACCCCAAAAUGGCAGUCAGAUAUCUCCUUGGAUCAAGCAGCUAUUACCCUACUAAUUAGAAAUUAUAUCCCUGUAUGUUAUGUUUUUGCAAGUAUUUAUCCAAUUUUAGUUUAAACAUCUGUAUGGAAUCUGAUUAAACCACCUCUUCAGGCAGAGAAUUCUAUAUCCUUAUAGUUCUUACUGUAAAAAACAAAACCUUUUCUUUGACUUAGAUUAAAGGAUCACUAUAGAGUCGGGAAAACAAACAUGUAUUCCUGACCCUAUUGUGCUAAACCCACCAUAUAGGUGGCUUCCCCCUCCCUCAGGCCCCCUAUAAAAAUUUAAAACUCCCCUUAUUUCCAGCGCCGUGCGGGUCUGCCGAUGAUGGCUCCUCCCCCUUUGUGACAUUUUCAAAAUCGCUGAUUGUUAGCCAAUCCAAUGCUUUCCUAUAGGAAAAGCAUUGGAUUUGCAUGGGGGCGGGGCCAAAUGUGAUUUUGGCCAAUCAGGACCUCCUCAUAGAGAUGUAAAUUGUAAUUAAUAAAAUGACUAUAAAUACGUAAAAAUAUUACAUAAAUAUAUAUGUAGCGUGUGUAUAUAUAAUUUUUUUGUGUGUGUGUGUGUGUGUGUAUAUAUAUAUAUAUAUUUUUUUUUUUUCGUUUUAAGUGUAUUUUGAUAUCCAUAUAUAUUAAUAUCAAAAUACAGUUAGAACGAAAGUACACGUGUGUGUGUGUGUAUAUAUUUUUUUAUUUUAUUUUUUUCAUUAACGUAUUUAUAUCAUAUAAUUUUAUAUAUAUGUAUUUAGAUUUCAUAUUAAAAUACACUUGGACUGUGUGUGUGUGUGUAUAUAUGUUUUAAAACUAUAUUUAACUUUUUCAGGCAGCAGGGGGACCUGUCAUUCCAGGCACUCCCCCGUCUGGCACUGCUAUGGUCGGCUAUUCAGUGCAUGUGAUCGUGAGGUCCUCGCAAGGACCUCUCGAUCACAUGGCCCAGGAGGGCCGAUUCAGCAGCAGGGGGUCUUCCUGAGAUGCCAGGUAAGUGGCCAGGACAGCGUAGACGUGCUAUGCCGUCCACCGGCGUUUAGAGCCGGGUCCCCAAGGACGGAAUAGCACGCCCGCCAUCCUUAAGGGGUUAAUAAAACUAUACAUUUUAUGGAAGUUUCUUGUCCAAAGAGUACGGCUAUUUUUCAGUGUAUAGUACUAAUUUAAAUAUUAGGAGGUACGACUUUUACUCGAUUUGUCAAACUAUGCCUUACUGUACAAUUAAAACCACGAUCUAGAUCUCUCAAUACUUGAGUUAAUUUGUCAUGAUAUGCCACUUGCAUGCUGGCGUGCACAAAUAAUAGGUGUUGCAAGUUUUUUAUAUAGAAGUCUUACUUUUCCCGUGCACAUUAAAAUGUAUUUAAUGGUUAGUAAAUGCCUCUGCUAUUGCAUGUUUUGCUGACCUAUUUAACUUGAAUUGGUAUGUCAUUUUGUCUGGCAGAUGAAGACUAUUAUGAAGAUGAUGAAGAGGAUGACCCUGAUGUGUUGAAGGAUCCUCUCUACCAGAUUGAUUUGCAGGUGAGAACAAAAAUCUCAUAUGACUUUAUUUGACUAUUCAGGACUGAUGUAGCCAUUCAGAGCUAUUACUGUGUUUGUAGGCCUUGUAAGUGUGUGUGUGUAAUUGUUUAAUUUUUUUAAAAUGUAUUUAUCUUUAAUUAAAUGCUAACUCCAAACACCAUGCCCACCCACUUCAGAGAUUUGAAGUAGUCAUGGAGCCUGUAUGUGCAGAGGUUUUUAGUAGGAAAUGCUGCACUUAUGGAGACUAUCCCCCUGUGGCUGGAGGUGUAACAGGAGUUCCAGGAUGGUUAACACCAAUUCUGUGCCAAAUAGUUAUCACACUAGCAUGGACAGCAUAUUGACACCAUGAAGCCAAUGUCUGGCUUCCCUCCUUUUUUCAGCCAAGAAGGAUCACACUGAGGUGGUACUAAGGGUAAAUUUAAGCUUUUUUUUUGUUGUUGUUGUUUCUCUUGUUGCGGGGGGACAUCAGUGUUUUAUAAAAAAAACAUUUGUAUCAUUCUGUCUGCUCAUAAUUUUUUUUUUUUCACCUUUUAGACUUAUUUAACAGAAUUUCUGCAGCAGUUUGCUCAGCAGCCAUGUUUCUCUGCAUUCUCUAAUCAUCUUAAUGACAAUGAGCGACGUAUUCUCCAAUCAAUUGGGAUCUGAGAUUAGAACUGUUCAGCGAUCUGGAUGUACUCUGUAACAACCCGUGACCAAAGCAGGUGCCAUUGGAAAGAGGGGAAAAAAAAACAAAAAGCAUUGAACUUUGUUGUGGCAUCUUUUGAGAAAGUUUUGAUGUUCAAAAGUGACUGAAACAGUGGAGCCUAAUGUGACUUUGUACAGUUGGUUCUAAUGUACUGUGAACUCAGUUGGAACUUUUAUUAAUCCAUUAUUUUUCUCCUGAAGUUGGUCCUGUGGUCGUUUGAGUUCAGUGCAGUUUUUGCAAGGUAUCUAUUUCACACUAACUUUAAGGGACAUUAUCUACGCUUGUGCGUAAAGAUAUAAUGCCCAGUUUUCAGAGUAGAAUAAGGUUGUAAAUACUUUUAGCAAGUUACACCUUCCCUUUGACAACAUUAGUAUAAAAUUAUUGGUGAUACUGUGACAUUUCUCCUAGUUCUUAUUCAAUGUUUCUCACAUUUACCAUACCAGCUCAAAUAAAAUUUAACAGUGCCUUGUCUAGUGAUGCAGUAUUAACACGAUAGACCAACCUGGUAGAGCAGGUACCAGAAAUGAAAAUCCGUUUACUAUUGAGCCCGAUCUAGAUUUCACUUGAGAAAUAUGCAACAAAUGCAAAUGUCGUCGGACGGAAAAAUGCUGAAGAAAGAGCAACUCCUUCAUCCUGCCUUUUUGGACUGUUAACUAUCCUGUUGUCACCUGGGCAUUCAGUGUGUUUAGGGGAAUAGGCAAAUGUCUAGGUGCACAUGAAAUGCACAUAUCUAGUUUAUUAACUAAAUGUGUGUUCACAUGCUCAGGACUUGACUGAUAUAACUGUAUGAUUAAAGUAAACAUUCAUGAAAUGUGGGGUCAAUGCCAAAGAUCUGGGCUUCACCUCAAAUGGCUCUUGGAUUUUAAAAGAAAAGAAAAUUGGAUCUUAAAUGCAUUUUGUUUUGAUUAAUUGUAGGUCACUGCAAUAGGUGAUUUGGAAAAAAACAAAACGAAAUUGCUUAUCUUAGUGCCACAUACAUGUGCUGUCACAAUACGUAUGUUUCCAUGCAAAAGAAGGGAUAACUAGAAGAACCUGCUCAGGAAAAUAUUUAGUGGUGAUCAAUCGAAUUCUGUUGUAUGCUCAAACAGGAUUAGAUGAGACUGUGAAGUUCUUGCAACAAGCUAUUUUAUGUAGGGAACCCUUAAAGACCACUGAAAAAUGUUAGACCUUGGUUCACCCUCCCAAAUGUAGAGUGACUUAUUUGUGUGUGUAAACCUUGGGUUCCUAUUGCAGAACAAUAAAUCCUUUCAAAAUAUCUUCUGACUUGUCAGAGAUGUGCAACUCAAAAGGGAUAUUGUAAUGGUGAAUACAUUGCUUUGAUUGAAGUAGAAUGUACACCAUAUAGUGAUAUUUCAUAGACUACUGCAGGCAUAGGGGCACUCCAGACGCUUUGGACUAUACCUCCCAUGAUGCUUUGCCAGCAUUAUGGGGAUGUAGUCCACAACAUCUGGAGUGCUGAUGGUUGCCUAUUACUGGACUAGUGCAUGGUCAGAAAUUGGUUUGGACGAAUCAGUUUGUCUAACAAAGGAAAAUUUGAUUGGUUUGAUCGAAAAUUUUUAGCAGACAAAUUUUUAACUUGAAAUUGUUUUUGAAAAAAUUAUUCAGACAAGUGAAAAUGAUAAAAUAUAUAUAUUUUUUUCUUUUCAGUACAUAGGCACAUUUUUCUGACAUUUGUGUCAUAGUUCAAGAUAAGUAACCAACAGAGGGGGGGAAGGUGGUAAGUAACCUUUGGCACUGCAGAUGUUCUGGACUACAGCUCCCCUAAUGCUUUUGCAUUGUAGUCCACAACACAGAGAAUGCAGAAGGUUGCCUAUCCCUGUUCUUUAUAUAAUUUUUUUUUUUUUUUUAAUUUGGGUGGUGGUGGGGGGGGGGAGGGGGGUGGAGGAAGUUGGUACUUUCCCCUUCCCCUCAUUUUUGUAGUACUGUCCACACAGGAAUUGUUCCAGGUCCCUCAAAAUGCAGGAAGCUCUAUAGCAGCAUUUGCUUAAGUGAGCAGACUGGCCACCCUCUUUGGGGCAGGCAUGCCUCCUUUGACAGGCACCAUCUAUGUGAUAGGCGAGUCCCCCCUCCUUUGACCUCUGUCCUGAAAGGCAGGCAGGUAUAAUUGGCAGUUAUGUUAUUGGCAGUCACCUAACCAUCAAUUAUAAUUUAUUUUUUUCUUCUCAUUAAUGUGUUUUUGUUUUGGUUUUUUUUAGGGGGGUUGGAUGGAAACUCAAAUCACGAAACAAACUGUGCGUUCGGUUGUUUCGUGAUGCAUUGAUUUGGUAGUUUAGAGUCAUAGAAUUCAAAAAAUUUACAAUUAUUUGGAAACCAAAUGCACAAAUAUAAUAUUUAAUGUCUAUUACCAUUGAUGUUUGAAAUAAAACUGCUGCUCGGCAAUCACCUAGUCUCUUGAGAAGUAGACCAUGAUGUAACUCUACAACAGAUAGAGAAUCUGUUAGAUGUAGAUAACUAAAAUGGAUCAGUGUAAUGCAAAUUGUGUAAGCAUUCUUACAGGUGGAUACACUGAUCAACACAAUAUUAAAAGUACUGAAAAGUGAAGUGAAUAAUAUUGAUUAUUUUCCUGUUGUAAAUGGCAGUACUGUACGAGUGGAUACGUCCCUCUAUGAAGUGGACAAGAGGCUCUGCAGUAAAGUAAAAAUAUUAACAUAAUCCCGCCUACUUACUCAUAAAAGACUGAUCCCUCCUUCCAUCCUCAGUUCUUCUUGUCCUGACAGCGGCAUGGACAAGACGCUCUAGAAAGGAUGGAUGACGCCAGGGAGAUGCAUACCCGGGAGGUGAGCUGAGUGGCUACCUUUCCAUUUAAUGCUACAGAACGCAAGUCGGGAAGGAUUAUUAAUGCCGGCAGGAGGAGGUCCCAGAGGCAGGCCAAGUGACUGCGCAACGCAGUUGAACGCACGCCCGGGUGUCCUUAAGUUCCGAUCGUGCAUGUGCGGAUCGGAGCUUUGAAAUUUGGUGUGAACAUUUUAAAAUGUAACAUAUAAAGCUGUACAGGACCCUACUGACACCAGGGGUGGUCAUUAGUAUUGGUUUAUCGUGUCACCAGCCCUCCCACAUUAAGUGAGGUUUUUGUUUUUUUAAGGUGAGUUUAAAAGUCUCUACUUUAAAAAUCCUCAUAAGUAAUGCUCUUUAGUAUUAAUCAUUUUCUUAAAUUUCAGAUAUAUCCAGUACUGCAUCCGCAGACAAG
Molecule: messenger RNA, 48903 nt
Organism: Pelobates cultripes (western spadefoot toad)
Lineage: Eukaryota; Metazoa; Chordata; Amphibia; Anura; Pelobatidae
Source: the annotation of a GenBank genome assembly